This is a messenger RNA of Polistes dominula (European paper wasp), 55210 nucleotides long. RefSeq names its product fibrillin-like protein dumpy (gene dpy). The record is from RefSeq and is a predicted model, not a curated record. Gene Ontology annotation, cellular component: nucleus. Gene Ontology annotation, molecular function: zinc ion binding; calcium ion binding. Lineage: Eukaryota; Metazoa; Arthropoda; Insecta; Hymenoptera; Vespidae.
CUCCCGUGUGGACGAAUAGUUUCGUCCUUAUCCUUACGAGAACGUCUUAUUUUACGAACCAUCUUUCCUUUCUUUUUUUUCUCCCCCUUUUUUGUUUUUUUUUUAUAUAUAUGUUUCUCAUUUACAUCAGCACAGUGAUACCCAUAUCAAGGAUUGGAUCCUGAACGGGGGCUGAAGAUUCGAGGAGUAAGGUGGCUGGAUCUAUCAGCCAUGGGGACGGCAAAGAUGUUUCAUCUUUGGCCGUUGUUACUGGCAUGGAUACUUCUUUAUUCUUGUCCUGUCGAAUCUUUGAAAGGACUAAGAAGAGAAGUAUUUUUUCUCAACUUAGAGGACGGUUACUUCGGUUGUCAGGUGAACGAAUCAACGGAUGUUCUGCAAUUGCUCGAACUCUCGAAACUCUGCGAUCACAAAGUCGAUUGUUAUCAGGGUACAGAUGAGCAACGUGAAAGACUCAAGUGUACAGACGAUUGUACGAAAGAAGAUGGUACGAAAUGUUUGAACGGUGUGUGUUUAGAUUCGGUAUGUCAUUGCAAUGAUGGUUUUGGUGGUUGCAAUUGUCAAGUUCCAGAUGAGAACGAGUGUAAGUACAGACCCUGUGAUAUUUUUGCUCACUGUACGAAUACUCUUGGUAGUUUUCAAUGUUCCUGUUAUCCUGGUUACAAAGGUGACGGUUUUCAAUGCGAAGAUAUCAAUGAAUGCGAAGUGCCAGCAAUAGCAGCACGUUGCGUAGAAAAUGCAGAAUGUUGUAACCUUCCGUCAAAUUUUCUAUGCAAGUGUAAAUCCGGAUAUAUAGGGGAUGGUGAAGUACAUUGCGAGGAUGUUGACGAAUGUACUAUACCUGGUGCGUGUGCUAACAAUGCAUUGUGCCAUAAUAUUCCUGGUAAUUAUACCUGUUCGUGUCAAGAUGGAUUCACGGGAGACCCUUACGACAACUGUAUCGAUAUUAACGAAUGCAAUUACGAAGGAGCAUGCGGUCGUGGUGCACUUUGCAUCAAUUUACCUGGUGCACAUAAAUGCGAGUGUCCGGAAGGAUACGACGGCAGUCCCGAAGACGAGUGCACCGAUGUAGAUGAAUGUUUGAGAAAUCCUUGUGGACGUUCAGCGCUUUGUACCAAUUUACGAGGAAGUUUUCGAUGUACGUGUCCAGAAGGAAUGGAAGGUGAUCCGUCUACGGGAUGCCAUGAUAUAAACGAGUGUGACACGGGAACACCCUGUGGAGCAGAUUCAGAAUGCGUAAACACAGAGGGUAGUUUCGAAUGCAGAUGCCAAGUUGGUUAUCAAAUGGAUUCCACCCAACGUUGUGUAGACGUUAACGAAUGCAUCCAUAACGACGCUUGUGCUGAAAAUGCAAGAUGCAUCAACGUACCCGGUUCAUACAAGUGCAUAUGUCCUCAAGGGUUCAUCGGUCAAGGCAUGACCCUGUGUGAAAAUGUGAACGAAUGCGAGAAAAAUCCUUGCGGUGAGAAUGCCGAGUGCACCGACACCGUUGGUAGCUUCAUUUGCAGCUGUAAAGCAGAAUAUACGGGAGAUCCAUUCAAGGGAUGCAGUGAUAUCAACGAAUGUAACGCAUACGAAAAUCCUUGUGGUACCAAUGCUAUAUGUAAAAAUGCAGUACCAGGAUAUGAAUGUUUAUGCCCACCUGGUUAUAGUCCAAAACCAACCCCAUCUAUUGCUUGUGUACAGACCGAUGUAACGACCUUGUGUAAAUCAAAUUUCGAUUGUGUUAAUAAUGCCGAGUGUAUAGAAGGACAAUGUUUCUGUAAAUCUGGAUUUAAAGCUGUUGGUGCCGAAUGCGAAGAUUUGGACGAAUGUCUUACGAAUCCUUGUGGUUCAUCAUCAAUUUGUACCAAUGUAAGGGGUAGUUAUCAUUGCGAAUGUGAAUCUGGUUUUAUUGGAACACCACCUCAUAUUCCUUGCAAAGCACCAUGCGAUGAAGUUACUUGCGGUGAACACGCAUUUUGUAAAGCCGACGUUCAUGAAGCUUAUUGUAUUUGCGAAGAUGGUUGGACCUUCAAUCCGAAUGACAUAGCUGCAGGAUGUGUCGAUAUAAACGAAUGCGAUGCAAUAAAUGGACCCUUUGGUCGAUGUGGAAAAAAUGCAAUUUGUACUAACACACCUGGUGGUUUUACUUGUCACUGUAAAUCUGGAUUUUCUGGGAACGCAUUUAAACAAUGUUUAGAUGUCGAUGAAUGUUCACGAUCCGACGCGUGUGGUCAUGGUGCUACAUGUUUCAACAACGAAGGUUCUUAUUCGUGUAAUUGUCCAGAAGGAACAAUACCAGAUCCUGAUCCUUACAUAAAAUGUGUAGGCGUAGUUACUUGUGAGGUUGACGAUGAUUGUCCUGGAAACUCAAUUUGCGAUCCACAAAAACGUUGUUUAUGUCCAGAACCUAAUGUUGGAAAUGAUUGUAGACAUCCUUGCGAAGAUUUGUCUUGCGGACCAAAUGCACAUUGCAUGUUGUUAAACGACAUUGCAACUUGUCUUUGCAGUAACGGAUAUACAGGAAAACCUGGUGUUAAAGAUGGUUGCAGGGAUAUAGAUGAAUGUGCAAUAAAUCCAUGCCCACAGGGUGCAGUUUGUAAAAAUGAAGCAGGUUCUUUCUCGUGCGAGUGUCCAAGAGGUACAGCAGGAGACCCCUAUAACGGUGAUUGUCGGGAAUCAAAUGUACCACAUGUGUGUGGUCCUAGCACACCAUGUCCAGCUGGUGAACAAUGUAUCAAGGACGAAUUUAUUGGUAGUAGCGUUUGCAUUUGUCAACGUGGUUAUACCAGAGAUAGUGAAACUGGUAAAUGUAGAGAUAUAAAUGAAUGCAUGGAACUUAGAGAAAAACCAGCUUGUGGUGUUAAUGCUAUUUGUAAAAAUUUACCUGGAAGUUAUGAAUGUCAGUGUCCAUCUGGAUUCAACGGCAAUCCUUUUUCACUUUGUGAAGAAUGCAACAGCAUUGAAUGUCAAUGUCAACCACCUUACAAAAUUGUCAAUGGUAAAUGUAUGUUAGCCGGUUGUUCAAAGGGUGAGAAAUGUCCUAGUGGUGCCGAAUGUAUAACAAUCGCAGGUGGUGUUAGUUAUUGUGCUUGUCCUAAAGGUUACACAACUAAAGCAGAUGGUUCUUGCGAAGAUAUAAAUGAAUGUAUCGAUGGUCAUCAAGUCUGUGGUUAUGGAGCAGAAUGUAUUAAUUUAUUGGGUUCUCAUCAAUGUGUUUGUCCUCGGGGUUACGGUGGUGAUCCUUACAAUGGGCUUUGUUCUCCAGCUCAAAAAAGAUGUACUACAGAUAAUGAAUGUAAAUCUAAUGAGAAAUGUGUACAACCAGGUGAAUGUGUAUGUCCUCCACCAUUCUACACAGAUCCCUUUGAUGGAAAUCUUUGCAAGAACCCUUGCGAUCGAUUCCCAUGUGGUAUAAAUGCUAAAUGUACCCCAAGUGAUCCACCAAAAUGUAUGUGCGAGGCUGGAUACGAAGGUGAUCCACAACACGGUUGUAUCGACGUAAACGAAUGUGCUAAUAAUCCUUGCGGUCCUGGUGCAUAUUGUUUCAAUACGAAAGGUGGUCAUCACUGUGAGUGUCCAAAAGGUAUGGCAGGUGAUCCUUAUACAAAUGGUUGUAAAGGUGUAGCUGUUGCAAGAACUGAAUGUACAUCCAAUGACGAUUGUGAAAAUUAUCUGGCAUGCGUUCAUGGAAGUUGUAUUAAUCCUUGUGAUAAUAUACGGUGUGGACCUAACGCGUAUUGCGAACCUGAUAAACAUGCUGCAUGGUGUCGUUGCGUGAUUGGAUUUACAGAAGGAAGCAAUAACGAAUGCGUAUCUCAAUGCGAUGGUUUCGUAUGUGGUGCUGGUGCCCAAUGUAUCGUCAGUUACGACGGACCAACUUGUAAAUGUAUAGAAGGUUUUAUGGGUAAUCCAUUCCCCGGAGGACAGUGCGUGCCGGACGUUUGUUCUGCUGAAAUUCCAUGCGCUGCACCAAGUAUUUGUAUAAGUGGUCGAUGUAAACAUCGAUGUGAAGGAAUCGUUUGUGGUAUAGGUGCAACUUGUGAUCCAACAACUAACAAAUGCGUUUGUAAUCCUUAUUUCAUUGGUAAUCCUGAUCUACUUUGUAUGCCACCUAUUGCACCGCCAACUUGUAAUCCGGACUGUGGUAAAAAUGCACACUGCGAAUAUGGACUUCAAGAAUCUAAAUGUAUUUGUAAUCCUGGAACCAGUGGUAAUCCUUAUCAUGGUUGUGAAAUUCAACAUAAAUCCGAUUGUUCUACUACCGUGUGUGGCAAAGAUGCUCAUUGCAGUACAGCAACUAAUGCAGUAGAAUGUGUUUGUCCACCAGGAUAUGCUGGGAAUCCAUAUAUUCAAUGUUUCGAUAUCAACGAAUGUAAUGGAAAUGCAUGUGGUACCAAUGCAGUUUGUAUUAAUACGAUAGGAAGCUAUGAUUGUCGUUGCAAAGAAGACUUUUUUGGAAAUCCUUUCGUCGGAUGUCAACAAGUACAAACGAGUCCUUGUACCGAUCCAUCCAUUUGCAGUUGUAGCGAGGCAUUACCGUGUCCAUUCGAUUAUAGUUGCGUUAACGGCAAAUGCAUCAACAAAUGUCACAAUAUCAAAUGUGGUCCUAAAUCAAUUUGUCAAGAUGGAGCUUGCUUGUGUCCACCAGGAUAUACAGGAAAUCCAAAUGAUCAUGUCAAAGGAUGUCUUUUACGGGGUCAUUGUUCCAACGAUUUAGAUUGUGAAACUCAACAAAUCUGUUUCCAAGUUGGUAAAGGCACUAGAAAGUGUGUAGACGCUUGCAGUAAACUUCAGUGUGGACCUAAUGCUUUAUGUAUUACUCAAAAUCACGUGUCAUCUUGUUUGUGCAUCGAUGGAUAUCAGGGUAAUCCUAGUAAUCUCGUUGAUGGAUGUGUACCAGCUAAAUCGUUGAUAACACCAGGUUGCCUUCAUGAUUCUGAUUGUCCGACUGGUUAUUCAUGCGUUGUUCUCGACAAUGGUGCUAGAGAUUGUGUAAAUCCAUGUAGUAAAGUCGUGUGUGGUGCUCAUCAAACCUGUGUGCCUGACAUAGUUCCUAAUCAUGCAACAUGUAAAUGUCAAGAAGGAUACGAAUGGAAUUCAGUGUUGUCUUCUUGUGAGAAACCAUCAGUGCCUAGUUGUAUAUCAGAUGAUGAUUGCCAUAUAACAGAAGCUUGCAGACCUGAUGUACUUGGUGUUCUUAAAUGUGUUCCUGUGUGUUCCGAUUUCACGUGUGUUUUAAAUUCUCAUUGCAUUGCCGAACAUCACCGAGGACGUUGCGAAUGUUUGGCAGGAUACGUGGGUAAUCCAAAUGAUCGUAGAGGAUGUGUGCAUCCACGUACCAAUAAAUGUUCCAGUGAUAGUGAAUGUCCAGAAGAUCAGGCCUGUAGAUCUACCACAGAAGGUACAUUGACUUGUCAACCGGUCUGCAACUUUAUUACCUGUGGUCCUAAUGCACUUUGCAUCGUAAACAAUCAUGUUGCCAAUUGUGAAUGUCCACCUGGAUUAUACGCAGGAGAUCCAAAUGAUCGUAGCAAGGGUUGUCUCGAAGUACCAUGCGUGUAUAACAUCGAUUGUCCACCUACGCAACUUUGCAAUCGUCUCACUCACACAUGCUACGAUGCGUGUGACGAAAAUGCAUGUGGUAUAAAUGCCGUUUGCAUUGCUGAUGACCAUAAAGCGAUCUGCCAAUGUCCACCUGGCUUAAAACCUAAUCCCGUAGCUGAUGUUGAAUGCGUUGCGAUAGAAACUUGUAAUCCAAAUCCUUGUCACUCGUCAGCAUUCUGUGUUCCGGGAGCAUCUAACAGUCCUACUUGUCAAUGUCCUCCUAAUUACGUUGGUGAUCCUUAUAGUACUGGCUGUCAACCAGAAGGUUAUUGUAAUAGCAAUAAGGACUGUCCUACACAUUCAACAUGUUAUAAACAUCAAUGCAUCAACCCUUGUGAGAAUGCUUGCGGUGCCAAUUCUGUAUGCGAAGUGAUCAAUGGAGAACCAGUUUGUAAAUGCAUCCAUAGAUUCAUUCCUUCAUCUAAGAGUCCAGAAGAUGGUUGCAUUCGUGCUACGAAUUAUUGCAACACCGAUACUGAUUGUGUAGACAGCGUUUGCCUUGACGGACAAUGUAUAGCUGUGUGUAGAUCUAUUUCUGAUUGCUCAGAUGGUGAAAAAUGUAUAAAUAAUAGAUGUUCAGUGCCUUGUGUUACCCAUUCUCAGUGUCAACCUGAUCAAGCUUGUAUGAAUGGUGUCUGCAUUUUGGGUUGUCGAAAUAACAAAAAUUGCCCAUCUUAUGAAUCAUGUAUAAACAGCAAAUGUCAAGAUCCGUGCAAAAAGAAAGAUGUUUGUGGACCCAACGCUAUUUGUAGUUGCGUCAAUCAUGCAACAAUAUGUUCCUGUCCAUUAGGAUUUCAAGGUAAUCCAAUUCCAGAGCAAGGUUGUGUCCGAGUACCAAAUUCGUGCGAUGGUCCACAAGAGUGUCCAAGUCAGCACGUUUGUGUUUCUGGAUUAUGUCAGUGCCAAUGUAAAGAACAAAAUAAUUGUGCUAAAGGGGAACGUUGUAAGAAUGGCGUAUGCGUAAAAGUAUGCUACAGUGAUAGUAAUUGUUUGCCUGGUGAAUUAUGCGUCGAUGGAACUUGCGAAGCUGGUUGCUCUUCCGAUGCAAGUUGCAAGUCAGAUGAAGUGUGUAUUAAUAAUAAGUGCAGAUGUAGUCAUGGAUUCAUCGAUGGUCCUGAACAUUGUUUAGACAUAAAUGAAUGCGAAGAACAUCCAUGUCAUCCUAGUGCAGAAUGCAUUAAUCAUCAUGGUUCAUAUCGUUGCGUAUGUCCACAAGGUACCGCAGGUGAUCCAGUAAUAUCAGGAUGUGUGGUACCACAUCAAUGCACUGUAGAUUCAAAUUGUCCAGAAACACAAUCCUGCAUUCAGCAUAACUGUUCAGAUCCAUGUUCUUUUGUUGAUUGUGGCUUAAAUACCAUUUGUACUGUUGUCGAUCAUGCAGCUACUUGUCAGUGUCAACCAGGAUAUAUUGGUGACAGUACUGGUUGCUUUAAAGUAGAAUGUUUAACUAACAAUGAUUGUCCAUCUGACAAAUAUUGUAAUCAAGAAACCAAUAAGUGCAGUAGUCCUUGCAAUCAAGUAAAUUGUGGCUAUGGUAAUUGCGUAUCAAUCGAUCACACUGGUAUUUGUAAAUGUUAUCCCGGUUUUGUUCUUGUGGAUGAUAUUUGUGUCGAUAUCAAUGAAUGUUCGCAAAAUGCAUGUCACCCUACAGCAAUCUGUCAGAACACAGAAGGAUCGUACAUUUGCGUUUGUCCACAUGGAUUGGUUGGUGAUCCAAUUCAAGCAGGUUGUAAACAACCAGGGGAUUGUUUCGCGGAUUCAGAUUGUCCUGCUACAGCUGCUUGCGUUGAUAACAGAUGUACGAAUCCUUGCGAUACAUCAAAGGUCUGUGGUAAAAAUGCUAAAUGUUUCGCACGAGGACACAUACCAAUUUGUAAAUGUCCCGAUCAAACAACCGGGGAUCCAUCAGUUGAAUGUAUUUCUUUGGAAUGCAACUAUCACAGCGAUUGUAGUCAAUCAGAUGCAUGCUUCAAUCAUAAAUGCGUAGAUCCAUGUUCUGUUUCAAAUGUUUGUGGACAUGGAGCUGAUUGUUCUUCACUUAAUCAUAGUGCAGUUUGUACUUGUCAACCUGGUGGAACCGGUGAUCCUAAUCUCGGUUGUACACCAGUACAAUAUUGUAAGACAGAUUCACAAUGUGCAACGGGCUCAGCUUGUAAUGGUGGUAUAUGUACAGCACUUUGUAGUAGUACAAGGGAUUGCAUUGGGGAUCAACUUUGCAUUAAUGGACUUUGUCAACCUACGUGUAAAAGUAAUUCUAGUUGUCCAGAUUAUCAAUAUUGUCAUAAUAAUAUUUGUAUUCAAGAAUUACGUUGUAUAUCUGACGAUGAUUGUUCCUACGAUGAAAAAUGUAUUAAAAAUAAUAUCGGACAAGCUGAAUGUCGUAAAGUAUGCGAUUUGACAUUUUGCGGACGUAACGCUGAAUGUAAAUCUGACAAUCAUGUUGCUUCGUGUUCUUGUCAAUCCGGUUUCUUUGGUAACGCUAAAGAUGAUAAAAUAGGUUGUCAGCCUAUAGAAUGUGAAACAAAUGAUGAAUGUAGCGAUGAGAAGAUUUGUGAUUUGUACAAAUGCAGAAUUGCUUGUCUUGCACAUAAUCCUUGUGGAGUUAAUGCUAUUUGUACUGCAGAAAAACAUACUCAAAUUUGUACAUGUCAUCCUGGAUAUACUGGAGAACCAACAUUAGGUUGCACAUUAGUUGAUUAUUGUGCAAAUGCACCUUGUGCACCUGGAGCCUUAUGUGAAAAUUCUCGAGGAUCUUACAAGUGUCACUGUCAACCUGGCACUAUUGGUGAUCCUUAUAACAGUGGUUGUCAACAACCUGUCGAAUGUUUACAAGACGAUGAUUGUCCAUUAUCAGCAAAAUGUAUCAGUGUUAACAACAUACCUAAGUGUUUCGAUGUCUGCGGAAAGAUACAAUGUGGACCAAAUGCAGAUUGUGUUGCAACCAAUCAUGCAGCUAGUUGUCAGUGUCGAACCGAUUACGAAGGAAAUCCUAACAGUUUGAGUAUUGGAUGUCGUCCUAAAUCUAUUCUCUGUUCGUCAGCUAACGAUUGUUUGGCUAACACUUAUUGCUACGAGGGUAUUUGCCGACCAUUGUGUCAAUCGGACGAAGAAUGUAAUUUAUCCGACGUAUGUUUAAACGGACAGUGCUUAGAUCCAUGCGACAUAAGAGCAGCAUGUGGCAUCAAUGCGGAAUGCAAUGUAAGAAAUCACAUCAAACAGUGCAGUUGUCCACUUGGAUUUACUGGUAAUUCUGAAGUGGAAUGUGUUAGACUACCAGUUUCUUGCAGCGGUAGCAACGAUUGCAAUGAAGGUAAUACUUGUCGCGAUAACGUAUGUUUGCCAAUAUGUUCAACGGACAACGAAUGUGCAUUCAAUGAAAAAUGUAUUUACGGAAAUUGUUUGUUAACCUGUCGACUUGAUAACGAUUGUUUCCUUGGUCAUAUUUGUUUGCAAAAUAUGUGUUCCUUCGGAUGUCGCGUUGACGAGGAUUGUAAUGCAAAUCAAGCAUGCAUUUCCAACAAGUGUGCCAAUCCAUGCGAAGUAACACCAUGUGGACCAAAUGCAAAAUGCACUGUUUUCAAUCAACGAGCUACUUGUUCUUGUCCUUCUGGAUUUAUACCAAAUCCAACAGCUAAGAUUGCUUGCUUAAGAUUACCAGGAAGAGUAUGUCAAGCUAACAGAGAUUGUGAUACAGGAACAGCUUGUAUUUCUGGAGUUUGUACACCCGUUUGCUCUACAAAUGCAAAUUGUUUGAGUAACGAACGGUGCGAUAGUUCAGGAAUUUGUAAAUCACUUUGUAGAAGAGACGAAGAUUGCAGGAGUGGCGAAAUUUGUGAAGGACUUACUUGUACUAUUGGUUGCCGAUCUGAUAUCGAAUGUCAAGAAAAUUCUGCAUGCAUAAACAAUCAAUGUAUAGAUCCUUGCACCUUGUCAGAUUCAUGCGGAGUUAAUGCAAAAUGUACAGUUGUUGACCAUCACAAAGUAUGCACUUGUCCACCGCGGUUAGUUGGAGAUCCAUUCGUUGGUUGUAAACAAGCAUUCCUUCCUUGUGCAACUGAACAAGAUUGUUUAUCGGGUCAAACGUGCUAUGGGAAAUCUUGCUACACGAAAUGCAGAGGUGACGUGGAUUGUUUGAACGAUGAACGUUGCGAUAAUGGAAUUUGUAAAGCAAUUUGUAACAAUGAUGGGCAUUGUGCUAACAAUCAAAUUUGUCAGAAUCGUUUGUGUAACAUCGGAUGUCGCAGUGAUAAUACUUGUUCGAAGGAUGAGUCUUGUUUGAACAACCAAUGCCGAAAUCCAUGCGAAGGUGGUAAAGCAUGUGGUGAAUGUGCUGGUUGUCGAGUAGUUAAUCAUAUAGCACAAUGCAGUUGUCCAGCUAAUUAUUAUGGCAAUGCAUUGUUAAGUUGCAUGAAAUCUAUGAUUCCUUGCGACCAUACUUGUGAAUGCGACGAGAUUGGAUUCUGUAGUACAAGUUGCACUAGCCAAAGUCAAUGUACUUGCGGAGAAGUUUGUCAUACAGGAAAAUGCAGAGUAAAAUGUGACAGUAAUAAUGUUUGCCCUAAGGGAUACAUAUGCGAGGCAGGAUUAUGUAUGAUUGGUUGUCGUACACAUUCGGAUUGUCCAUCAUCUUUAUCCUGUACAAGCGGACAGUGUAUCGAUCCUUGUUCAUCAAAUGGAUCACCAUGUGGAAUAAAUGCACUUUGUCGUGUUUCUAAUCACCGAGCAGUUUGCUUGUGUCCUGAAGGAUAUCAAGGAGAACCAAGUCAGGAAUGUUAUCAAUUAGAAUGUCAUAGAGAUGAAGAUUGUGAAUCGAAUAAGCAAUGCAGCGAAAAUGGUGUUUGUACGAAUCCUUGUUUGCAACAUGGCAUUUGUGGUUUCAAUGCACAAUGUCGGGUUGUUAACAGGAAAGCACAAUGCUCUUGUCCACCUGGACAUUUCGGUAAUCCAAAAGUUAAUUGCAAAAUAGGUGGAGAUAGUUGUUUGCAAAGACAUUGCGGUGUUAAUGCAAAAUGUAGAGAAACAGCUAAUGGUUUUGAAUGUACGUGUGAUCCAGGAUGUCAUGGUAAUCCGCAUGAAGCAUGUUUGUGCGAUGGUGGUGAACUUUGUAAAGAUGUUCAUUGCGGUGUCAAUGCUGCUUGUCGUAUUUACAAAAAUCAACCGCAGUGUUAUUGUCCACCAAACUUCCCAUCUGGUGAUCCCAUGCAUGCAUGUAGCCCUGAUACGAAUGUAGGAGAUUGCAGAACAAUUGGCUGUGGAAAAGGUGCUGAAUGCAUUCGAGAUGGUACGAUAUUUGUUUGCCGAUGUCCCCCAGGUACAACUGGUUCACCAGAUAUUGAAUGUACAACAGAACGCGAAUGCACCAGUGACUUAGAGUGCCCUAAUGAAAAAGCCUGCAUAAAUCUGCAAUGUCUGGACCCGUGCGCGUUGCGCGGUGCCUGUGGAAUAAAUGCCCUUUGCCGAGUGGUUCUACAUAAGCCCCGAUGCUCGUGUCCACAGUGUUAUAUCGGUAUGCCUAAUACGGCUUGUCAUCCAGAUCUUAAAUGUGAUAGACUAAGUCCCAGACCUGCACCGAACAUUGAUUGUUCAAAAGACAGCGACUGUCCUGAGAGUCUUUCUUGCCAUUCCCAGACAGGGGAGUGUCGCGAUCCAUGCUUAAGUUCUCAAUACAGUUGCGAAGUUAACAAGAGAUGUCAGGUGCGAAAUCAUAGGCCCAUGUGUGUGUGUAAACACGGCUUCGUCGUCAAUGAACUCGGAGAAUUAACAUGUGCACCCGAUACGCUGACUUGCGCGAGAGAUUUUGACUGUCCGUCAAAUGCCGCAUGCGUCAAUGGAAAAUGUCAGAAUCCCUGUAACGUAAGAAAGAAAAAACCAUGCCCAGACGGUAAAACUUGCGAUGUUUUGGACCACCGUCCUGUGUGCAUUUGCACCCAAAACUGCAAUCCUUCCCUCUCCAUUUGCCUGCGAGACAGUGGCUGCUCUCCAGACUUGGCGUGCCGCAACUAUCGCUGUGUGGAUCCAUGCAGAAACUCCACCUGUCCGGCUGAUGCCCCCUGUUACGUGGAGGAGCACAAGCCUAUCUGCAAGUUCUGUCCCCCCGGCUUUGUGCCAGAUACUAAAUAUGGAUGCAUGAAAGAUCUCAAAUGCUCGACACAUGGUGAUUGUCCUGCCCAGUUGGCUUGUAUAGAUCGGCAGUGUUUAAAUCCAUGCACACUUGGCAAUCCUUGUGAUUUUGUUGAAGUUUGUCAUGUCCAUGAACAUAGACCAGUUUGCAUUAAAGACGAAGACAUGGUUCAAGGUUGUCCAUAUUGUCCACCUGGUAUGCAAUGUGACAAAGUUAAAAAAACAUGCGUGAAAGCGGGUUGCACUAGCGACAAAGAUUGCCCCCUGACAGAGGUAUGCAUUGGAAAUACUUGUCAAGAACCUUGUCUAGUUCGGAACCCUUGCGCAGAACACGCAAUUUGCAUCAAUACAAAUCAUGGAACCGAUUGCAGUUGCGAGGAAGAUUAUCAUGGAGACGGAUAUAAACAAUGUGAUUUAGUUGAGGAAGGUAAAAAUAUAUGCCACUAUAACGAAGAUUGUCCACCUAACAAAUACUGCGACAGAUUAAACAGACAAUGUAUCAAUCCAUGUUUGGAAUUAAGUUGUGGUGAAAAUGCUAAAUGUUACACUGACAAUCACGAAGCACAAUGUAAAUGUUUAUCAGGGUAUGAGGGUAGACCAGAUAUUGGAUGCAAAGAAGUAUCAACUAAUCCGUGUAUUCCUAAUCCGUGUGGUUUGGAUGCUAUGUGUGAAAAUGAUAAUGGAAAUCCCAUAUGUUUCUGUCCAAAGGGUCUAACUGGAAAUCCGUUUGAAGAAUGCAUUCCUGAAGGAGACAAAUGUCAGAAAAAUUCGUGCGGUGCAAAUUCAGGCUGUCGAGUUGUAAAUGGUCAAAUGAAAUGUUUCUGCUUACCAGGAUAUGAAGGUGAUCCACCACAUUUGCCAUGCGCACUUUCGAAAAAUCCUUGCGAAUCAUCUCCAUGCGGUCCUAACACUCAAUGUACCGUUUUGAGCAAUGGAUUUGCCAAGUGUACUUGUUUGUCCGGUUAUAUCGAAAGUCCUAAUACAAUCAGAGGAUGCAUACCAAAAUCCAGCGUAUGUGAAUUGAAUCCAUGUGGUUUUGGAGCAAUGUGCAAUGCAACUAAAACACCACCCUGUUAUUGUCCUAAUUUAACAGUAGGAAAUCCUUAUAAAAAUUGUUCAGUUCAAUCAAUGAAUACGUACGAUCCUUGUUUAGACUCACCGUGCGGUAAAAAUGCUAUUUGUACAAAUAACAAUGGCGUAGCAAAAUGUAUUUGUGUACCACCAUAUAUUGGAAAUCCUUAUUUAGAGGAUUGUAGAGCAGAAUGUAUAUCCAAUCAAGAUUGUUCCAAUCAUUUGGCUUGUUUCAAUCAACAUUGUAGAGAUCCUUGUCCUGGAGUUUGUGGUUCAAAUGCACAUUGUGAAGUAUCUGAUCACAUUCCAGUGUGUUCUUGCUUACCAGGAUACAGCGGGGAUCCUUUCCGUUCUUGUAAAGUAGAAAAGCCUCCUCCUCCAUCUCAAAAUCCAUGUUUGCCAUCACCAUGUGGGCCUCACAGUAUUUGUCGUGUAAUGAAAGAUCGAGCUGUUUGUUCAUGCAGUCCAGGUUAUCAAGGUGUACCACCUUCUUGUCGACCGGAAUGUCUCGUCAGUUCCGAAUGUCCAGAACAUCUUUCUUGCAUCAACAAAAAGUGUAGCGAUCCGUGUCCAGGUUUAUGUGGAUUAAAUGCUCUUUGCCAAGUUAUCAAACACAAUCCAUUGUGUACUUGUCCUCCUGAUUAUAACGGGGAUCCAUUUAUACAAUGCAAUAGAGAAGUUCCAGGUAUAAAGAAUCUUUGUUUACCAUCUCCAUGUGGACCAAAUGCCGAAUGUCGUGUACAGGGUGAUCAUCCAGUAUGCACUUGCAUGAGUGGAAUGUUUGGCGCACCACCAAAUUGCAGGCCCGAAUGUUUAAUUCAUCAAGAUUGUCCUAACUCUUUGGCUUGUAUUCAAAAGAAAUGUUUAGAUCCGUGUGCUGGUUCUUGUGGAUUAAAUACAAAUUGUACUGUGCAAAAUCAUCGUCCGAUGUGUUUAUGUUACGAGGGUUACGAGGGAGAUCCUUUCUCAGGUUGCAGUAAAGUUAUUCUACCAAUACCAUUGCCAUGUGAUCCUUCACCAUGUGGUAUAAAUGCUAUUUGCAAAGAAAGAAACGGAGUAGGUUCGUGCUCAUGUUUACCUGAUUAUACUGGAGAUCCAUACGAAGGAUGUAGACCGGAAUGUGUUCAAAAUUCUGAUUGUAUACCAACGAAUGCUUGCAUUAAUAAUAAAUGCAAGGAUCCAUGUUUAGGUGCAUGUGGUUUAAAUGCUCAGUGCCAUGUUUAUAAUCAUCAACCAUCUUGUAGCUGUUUGUCUGGCUACACUGGUGAUCCAUUGAAAUCGUGCCAUGAAUUCGUUGAUAUUCCAAAUUCAGAAGAACCAUGCAAUCCAUCACCGUGUGGUCCUUAUAGUAAUUGCCGUGUGAUAGAUAAUCAUGCAGUAUGUUCUUGCCAACCAGAUUAUCUUGGAAGUCCACCUUCCUGCAGACCAGAAUGCGUGGUUAGUGCAGAUUGUACUCAAAACACAGCCUGCAUCGAACAUAGGUGUAAAGAUCCAUGCGUGGGUACAUGUGGAUUGAAUGCCAAUUGUCAAGUAGUCAAUCAUAAUCCAAUAUGCAGUUGUACGUCUGGUUAUACAGGAGAUCCAUUUUUCGAAUGCGUCAAAGAAGUUUCUAAAUCAGAAGACAAACCAAGCGAUAAUCCAUGCAUUCCUUCGCCAUGUGGACCUAAUUCACAAUGUCGCGUAAUUGAUGGAUUCCCAGCAUGUUCUUGUCUACCAAACUUUAUUGGUAGAGCACCCAAUUGUCGUCCAGAAUGUGUAAUAAACGAAGGAUGUCCUGGUAAUUUGGCAUGUCAAAAUGAACAGUGUGUUGAUCCUUGUCCUGGAUCUUGCGGAGUAAACACGUAUUGUAACGUUAUUAAACAUAAUCCUAUUUGUAUUUGCAAUGCUGGAUUCACAGGAGAUCCAUUCACAGAAUGUACUCCUAUCAUUGAAAAACCAAUUACUACCGAACAACCUCGUACACCUUGUAAUCCAUCACCUUGCGGUGCAAAUGCAAUAUGCAAUGAAAGAAAUGGAGCAGGAUCCUGUACAUGUUUAGCUGAAUAUAUUGGCGAUCCAUAUAUUGGUUGCAGACCUGAAUGUGUAACAAACAAUGACUGCGAUCGUAGCAAGGCUUGUUUAAAUAAUAAAUGCGUGAAUCCUUGUUUGAAUACUUGCGGUGAAGAAGCUACUUGUAGAGUUGUCAAUCAUGCACCAGCAUGUUCUUGUAUAUCUGGAUUUACCGGAGAUCCAUUCAGUCGUUGUACACCAAUAGAAACAACAUCUCAAUUGAUACCAACAAAUCCUUGCGAUCCAUCACCUUGUGGUCCAAAUAGUAAUUGCAGAAUUCACAAUGGUCACGCAGUAUGUUUAUGUCAACCAGGAUUUAUUGGAAUACCUCCUUCGUGUCGUCCAGAAUGCAGUGUCAGUUCUGAAUGUUCGCAAAACAAAGCAUGCAUCGAUAAUAAAUGUACGGAUCCUUGUCCAGGAACGUGUGGACAAAAUACCAAAUGUUUCACCGUAAAUCAUAAUCCUAUUUGUACCUGUGCAACUGGAUAUACGGGUGAUCCAUUCUCUGGUUGUUUACUCAUUGACGUACAAACACCGCCGACUAUAGAAAAUCCAUGCGAUCCGAAUCCAUGUGGACCGAAUUCUCAAUGCAGAGUUAUAGGAUCACAACCGGCAUGUUCAUGUUUGUUGAAUUAUAUUGGACGUCCACCAAAUUGCAGACCAGAGUGUACAGAUAAUUCUGAAUGUUAUAAAACUGCGGCUUGCAUAAAUCAGAGAUGUAGUAAUCCUUGUCCUGGAGCAUGCAGUGAACAAGCAAUAUGUAAUGUUCAAAAUCACGUUGCAAUUUGUACUUGUCCUGACGGUUACGAAGGUGAUCCAAGCUUAGGUUGCAUACUGUCUUCUGCUCCGACAACUGGCAAAACUAUAACAAAUCCUUGUGUGCCAAAUCCAUGCGGACCAAAUGCACAAUGUCGAGAACGAAAUGGUGCGGGAGCAUGCAUUUGUCCAUCCGAUCUAAUUGGCGAUCCAUACGACAACGUGAAAGGAUGUCACAAGGAAUGUGAAUCAAAUACUGAUUGUGCACCACACCUGGCAUGCAUUGGAUUUAAAUGUUCUGAUCCAUGUCCCAAUACGUGUGGUGUUUUGUCUGUAUGCAAUGUUCAAUCACAUGUUCCAGUUUGUACUUGUCCACCUGGAUACACAGGAGAUCCAUAUUCAGCUUGUGAAAUAGAACAAAUACGUCCUCCACCGUUAGAUCCAUGCUCUCCAUCACCUUGCGGACCCAAUAGCAAAUGUCGGGAAAUCAAUGGUCAAGCUGUUUGCACGUGUCUACCAGAUUACAAGGGUAUACCACCAUCAUGCAGACCAGAAUGUGUUGUUAAUGCAGAAUGUCCUCAACAUCUUGCAUGUAUUAACAAUAAGUGUUCGGAUCCUUGCCCCAAUAGUUGUGGAUUGAAAGCACAUUGUACCACGAAAAAUCAUAAUCCAAUAUGUAUUUGUCCUGUUGGUUUCACCGGUGAUCCAUUUACCCUGUGCUCUUUUGAUGAAACAACUAAACAAGUUACGGAACGUCCACCAUCCUGUAAUCCAUCUCCAUGCGGUCCAAAUUCACUUUGUCAAAUAAUAUCUGGAAGUCCAGCGUGUUCCUGUCUACCAAAUUACAUUGGCGUACCUCCGGAAUGUCGUCCAGAAUGUAUACUAAGUUCCGAAUGUAAGAGUAAUCUUGCAUGUCUCAAUCAAAAGUGUCAAGAUCCGUGUCCAGGAUCCUGCGGUGUCAAUGCACAGUGUCAUAUACUCAAUCAUAUACCAGUAUGCACAUGCAUUGAAGGUUUUACUGGUGAUCCUUUCACUCAAUGCACGACUAUACCACCAACAACCGAAAAACCACAAACGGGAUUCCUUUGUAACAAUUUACCAUGCGGAUUAAAUGCCAUUUGCAGAGAUGGUGAAUGCGAAUGUUUACCAGGAUACGGUGGUAAUCCUUACGAAGCUUGCAGACCAGAAUGUAUUCUCAAUUCAGAAUGUCCACGUGAUAAGACCUGCAUUAGAAACAAAUGCAUUGAUCCUUGUCCUGGAACAUGUGGCCAAAACGCUGAGUGCGAUGUUGUAAAUCAUAUACCUGUUUGUUCUUGCGUUACCGGUUACAUUGGUGAUCCAUUUGUGAACUGUCGCUUGCAGCCACAAAUGCCGGUAUCUAAAACGAAUCCAUGCAAUCCAUCACCAUGUGGACCAAAUAGUCAGUGUCGAAAUAUCGAAGAUCACGCUGUUUGUUCAUGUUUAGAAGGCUAUCUUGGUUCCCCACCAUCAUGUAGACCAGAAUGUUUAAUAAGUUCGGAAUGUCCACCGACACGUGCUUGUGUAAAUAAAAAGUGUACAGAUCCAUGCUUAGGAUCUUGCGGUUUGAACGCUAGGUGCGAAGUUAUCAAUCAUUCACCGAUUUGUAGUUGUCUACCUGGACAAACGGGAGAUCCAUUUAAGAGCUGUUUCGUUCAAUACCUAGAACCUAAGGAUAAUGGAGAUCCUUGUAAUCCUUCACCAUGUGGUCCAAACGCACAGUGUCAAAUUGUUAAUGAAAAUCCAUCAUGUUCCUGUUUACCAUCUUACAUUGGCACGCCGCCGUCGUGUCGUCCGGAAUGUUUAAUUAAUCCAGAUUGUCCAACAAAUAAAGCAUGCGUAAAUGCUAAAUGCAAAGAUCCAUGCCCAGGAUCGUGCGGUGAGAAUGCAGAAUGUAUUGUAAUAAAUCAUGCAGUUACUUGUUCGUGUACAACUGGUUAUUCAGGCAAUCCAUUUGUACAAUGCGUCCUUCGUAAAGAGGAAGAAAUAAAUCCAUGUGUACCAUCACCAUGCGGAUCUAAUGCAAUUUGUCAACAACGUGAAAACACCGGUGCAUGUAUUUGCAUAGAAGAUUAUCAUGGUAAUCCAUACGAGGGUUGUCAACCUGAAUGUAUUCUCAGUUCAGAUUGUCCAACAAAUAAGGCAUGCAUACGUAACAAAUGCAAAGAUCCUUGUCCUGGUAUAUGUGGAAUUCAAGCACAAUGUUCGGUCAUCAAUCACAUUCCAACAUGUACAUGCGUACCUGGAUAUGUCGGAGACCCAUUUGCAACUUGUAUACUUCAAUCCGAAACAAUGCCAACAACUAUCGAUCCAUGCUCUCCUUCACCAUGUGGACCUAAUAGUUUGUGUCGUGUAAUUAACGACCAGGCUGUAUGUUCGUGUCAGACUACUUUCGUUGGAACACCUCCAAAUUGCAAACCAGAAUGUGUUGUUAAUUCUGAAUGUCCAUUGAAUCGUGCAUGUUACAAAUAUAAGUGUACAGAUCCAUGUCCAGGAACAUGUGGAAUAGGCGCCAAUUGCAGAGUUAUCAAUCAUAAUCCUCUGUGUAGUUGUUCUCAUGGAAUGACUGGAGAUCCAUUUUCAAGAUGUUAUACUAUUACAAUGGAUAUACCGACACCCAUUGGCAAUCCAUGUAUACCAAAUCCAUGUGGCUUAUAUUCCGAAUGUAAAAUAGUUGAUGAUCGAGCAGCAUGUUCUUGUCAAAAUAAUUAUAUUGGACAGCCACCCAAUUGCCGUCCAGAAUGUGUCGUAAAUACCGAUUGUCCAUCGAACCAAGCAUGUAUCUCUGAGAAAUGUAGAGACCCAUGCGUUGGAUCUUGCGGGCAAAAUGCGGAUUGUCGGGUUCAAACUCAUAUUCCUACUUGUUUAUGUCAAUCAGGUUAUACGGGAGAUCCUUUCACAUUAUGCUCGCCGAUUACAGUACAACCAAACAUACCUGAAGAUUUAUGCAAUCCAUCACCUUGCGGACCUAACGCUGAAUGUGACGCUGGCGAGUGUACCUGUUUUGCCAAUCACUUUGGAGAUCCAUACGUUUAUUGUCGACCAGAAUGCACCAUGAAUUCCGAUUGUCCUCGUGUGAAAACUUGUAUAAAUCAACGUUGCGUUGAUCCAUGUCCAGGAACAUGCGGUACAAAUGCUCAAUGUAACGUUGUCAAUCAUAUUCCAAUGUGCAGUUGUUCAGCUGGAAAUACUGGGGAUCCGUUUAGUUUCUGUCGACCAUAUUUGCCAGAUGAAAUGGGAAAACAAACUUGUUCGCCAUCACCUUGUGGACCUAACAGCAUUUGUAAAAUCGUCAACGAUCAUGCAGUUUGUUCUUGUCAGCCAAGUUUUAUUGGUAGUCCACCUUCUUGUCGACCCGAAUGCGUCGUUAGUUCUGAGUGUCCUCUAACCCAAGCGUGUCUGAAUGGAAAAUGUGAAGAUCCAUGCCCAGGAACAUGCGGACAAAAUACAAAAUGUCAAGUUGUCAAUCAUAAUCCUAUUUGCAGUUGUUCGGAAGGAAAUACCGGUGAUCCAUUUAGCAGAUGUUAUCCUUUACCAAGCGUAUCAGCACGACCUACGAAUCCUUGCAUGCCAUCACCUUGCGGACCGAAUGCUGAAUGCCACGUACGAGGUGAAAGUCCAGCUUGUUCCUGCAUGCAGAAUUACAUCGGUAUACCACCAAAUUGUAGACCAGAGUGUACCAUCAAUCCAGAAUGUCCAGCUCAUUUAGCGUGCAUACAACAAAAGUGUCGUGAUCCGUGUGUUGGUUUGUGUGGUGUAAAUGCUCAGUGUUCUGUGGUUAAUCAUCACGCGGUUUGUACGUGUCUAGCUGGUUUCUCUGGAAAUGCAUUCAGCGUUUGUGAACCUGCUCUCAAGGACACCCCGUUAGAUAUCAGGAAACCAUGUGAGCCUUCCCCAUGUGGCGCUAAUGCGAUCUGUCGUGAGAAUAACGGCGCCGGCUCAUGUUCCUGUAUACCGGACUACUUAGGUGACCCUUACCAAGGAUGUAGACCCGAAUGUACUCAAAAUUCCGAUUGUCCUUCUACAAUGGCCUGUAUGACCCUGAAAUGCAGAGACCCGUGCCCAGGAACCUGUGGAUCAAAUGCCAAAUGCUACCCUAUUAAUCAUCUGCCCACUUGUACCUGUAAUCCAGGAUAUACCGGAGACCCAUUCAGGCACUGUACCUUAGAAAUCACAACCCCAAGCCUAUCAGAAUCAAAUCCAUGCAGUCCAUCACCUUGUGGAUCAAACAGCAAAUGCAGAAAUAUAAAUGAUCAUGCUGUGUGUACUUGUCUCCCAAAUUAUAUUGGCACCCCACCAAACUGUCGCCCAGAAUGUACCGUUAACAGUGAAUGUUCGAAGGAAUUAGCAUGCAUUAAUCAAAAAUGUGCAUCACCUUGCAUAGAUACUUGUGGAAUUAAUACUCAAUGCAGAGUUAUCAAUCAUAGUCCCAUUUGUAGUUGCAAUUCUGGUUAUACUGGAGAUCCAUUCACCAAAUGUUUCCCUGCUCCAUUCGAAAUUCCACGAGAUGAAAUAAUACCAAAAGAACCAUGCAUACCAUCUCCUUGUGGAAUGUAUGCGGAAUGCAGAAAUAUCGGUGGUACGGCAUCCUGUUCGUGUUUACCAAAUUACAUUGGAUCCCCACCCAAUUGUAGACCGGAAUGUCGUGUCAAUUAUGAUUGUCCUAAAAAUCUUGCUUGCAUUCAAGAAAAAUGCAAAGAUCCUUGUUCAGGAUCUUGCGGUAUUACUUCUCUUUGUAACGUUUACAAUCACAUAGCAAUGUGUCUCUGUCCUGAAGGAUUUACCGGAGAUCCUUUCAAUAAUUGUUAUCCUAGUCCAACAAUAACAACAGAACCCAGUAUCACUGAUCUUUGUACAACAACUGUAUGUGGACCAAAUACCGAAUGCAACGAUGGUAUUUGCAAAUGUUUAGCGGAAUAUCAAGGCGACCCUUACAUUGGUUGCCGCCCUGAAUGUACAUUAAAUAACGAUUGUCCACAAAAUCGUGCUUGCAUACGAAACAAAUGUGUCGAUCCAUGUCCAGGAGUUUGUGGUCAAAAUGCACAAUGUGUUGCAUACAAUCAUAUUCCCAUGUGUAGUUGUCCAUCUAGUAUGGUCGGAAAUGCUUUCGUGCGUUGUUUUAUUCUUGAAGAUCCAGUUAAGCAGAAUCCUUGCGUGCCUUCACCAUGCGGUCCCAAUAGUGUUUGUCGUGAAAUCAGACAACAAGCUGUUUGUUCAUGCGUGUCAGGAUUUCUUGGUGCACCACCUGCAUGCAGACCAGAGUGUACCAUUAGUUCUGAUUGUCAAUUAACGGAAGCUUGCAACAAUCAAAAAUGUAUCAAUCCUUGUCUUGGUUCUUGUGGUUUUAAAGCAAUCUGUCAUGUGGUCAAUCACAACCCUCUUUGUAGUUGUCCACCAGAGAUGACUGGUGAUCCAUUUGUACAAUGUCUUAUAAAACCACCAGAACCUGUUAUACCAGAAAAUCCGUGUCAACCAUCUCCUUGUGGUGCUAAUGCUGUAUGCCAAGUGAUAAACGAUGCCCCAUCUUGUGCCUGUUUACCAGAAUUUAUAGGUUCUCCACCUAAUUGUAGACCAGAAUGUAUCAGUAAUAGCGAAUGUUCGAGUAAUUUAGCAUGUAUCGGACGAAAAUGUAGAGAUCCUUGUAUCGAUUCUUGCGGAAUAAAUGCAGAAUGUCGCGUAGUCAGUCAUACGCCAAUGUGCGUUUGUUCAGUCGAUUAUACAGGAGAUCCAUUUAUUCAGUGUACUAAAGAUACACUAGUUAAACCUGAAUUAUCACCAUGCGAACCAUCACCUUGUAGUUACAAUGCAAUCUGUAAAGAACGAGACGGUGUAGGUUCUUGUUCUUGUCUACCAGAUUACAUUGGUAAUCCUUACGAAGGUUGCCGACCAGAAUGUGUAGUUGAUACAGAUUGUUCACCAAGUCUCACUUGUAUACAAUCCAAAUGUCAGAAUCCUUGUCCAGGCACUUGUGGUCAAUUUGCCGAAUGUCAAGUGAUUAAUCAUCAUCCUUCUUGCACUUGUAUCUCAGGAUACACCGGAAAUCCUUUCCAUUAUUGUAUCAAAUUCGAUCAAGAAAUAGAAUACAAAGAUCCAUGCGAUCCUUCACCUUGUGGACCAAAUAGUCGUUGUCGAUCUGUUAAUCAGCAAGGAAUAUGUUCUUGCUUACCGGAAUAUAUUGGUAGCCCUCCAAAUUGUCGUCCUCAGUGUGUCAUCAAUUCAGAAUGUCCGGCAAAUCGUGCCUGCACUAAUCAAAAAUGUGUAGAUCCUUGUUUGAAUACUUGUGGUACUGCAGCUACUUGUAAUGUCAUCAAUCACAGUCCAAUUUGUGCUUGUCAGCAAGGUUUUACUGGAGACCCAUUCACGAGAUGUUUCCCCUUACCACAAUCUUUGCCAUCACCUAUAUAUAAUCCUGAGCCAUGUUUACCAUCACCGUGUGGCCCUUACUCAGAAUGUCGCGUUAUUAACGGAGGCCCUUCUUGUCAAUGUUCACCCACUUAUAUUGGAAGUCCUCCUAAUUGUAGACCAGAAUGUACAGUGAAUUCAGAUUGUUCGAGCAACAAAGCUUGUAUUAAACAACGUUGCGUUGAUCCUUGCUUAGGUUCUUGUGGAAUAGGAACACAAUGUACAGUUGUUAAUCAUAUUCCAAUGUGUACAUGCCUUCAAGACUAUACAGGAGAUCCAUUUUCAAAUUGUUAUCCAUCUCCAGCACCUUUGCCAUCACCAGUUAAAGAUCCAUGUAAUCCAACACCUUGCGGACCAAAUGCUUUAUGCAAUGACGGUAUAUGCACUUGUUUGGAAAAUUAUCAAGGAGAUCCCUAUGUCAGUUGCCGACCAGAAUGUGUUCUUAAUAGUGAUUGUCCUACGACCAGUGCAUGCGUUCGAAAUAAAUGCAUAGAUCCUUGCCCAGGAAUCUGUGGACGAAAUGCCAUCUGCAAUACCUUUAAUCACAUUCCUAUUUGCAGUUGUCCAUCAAAAAUGAGUGGUAAUGCAUUCAUAUCGUGUGAUUUUGUUAAAGAACCAGCAUCAUUAAAUCCAUGUAGCCCAUCCCCAUGUGGUCCUAAUAGUCGAUGUAGACCUAUGAACGGUCAAGCAGUCUGUUCUUGUGUGCCAGGCUAUCUUGGAAGUCCGCCAACAUGUAGACCUGAAUGUACAGUUAGUUCAGAUUGUCCAAGAAAUCAAGCAUGUAGUAAUCAGAAGUGUAUUGACCCAUGUGCAGGAACCUGUGGUCUUAAUGUCAAUUGUCAAGUUAUUAAUCACAAUCCUGUUUGUAAUUGUCCUCCAGACUAUACGGGUGAUCCAUUUACUAGAUGCGAACCAAUCAUUACUUCUCCGUUACCACCGGAAGAUGAAUGCCCAUCCUGUCAAUGUGGUCCUAAUUCUCUUUAUCAUACGAUCAAUGGUAAAUCUUCGUGUGCUUGUCAACCUGGUUUCAUAGGAUCACCACCUAAUUGUAGACCAGAGUGUGUUAGCAAUAGCGAAUGUGCUAGCUCUUUGGCUUGUAUUAAUCGCAAAUGUCAAGAUCCUUGUCAAGAUUUCUGUGGUUCCAAUACAGAAUGUCGCGUAGUUAGUCAUACAGCUAUGUGCGCUUGUCAAAUAGGAUACACCGGUGAUCCGUUUACAGAAUGCAUACAAAAACAACCUGAUAUUCAACCAGAACCAUUAUCUCCAUGUUUACCAUCACCAUGUGGUUCCAAUGCUAUAUGCAAGGAACAAAAUGGUGUAGGAUCUUGUACAUGUGUAAAUAAUUAUAUCGGAAAUCCUUACGAAGGUUGUCGUCCAGAAUGUACGAUCAAUUCGGAUUGUUCGUCAAAUUUAGCUUGUAUAAGAUCUAAAUGUCAAAAUCCUUGUCCUGGUACAUGCGGUCAAAACGCUGAAUGUAGUGUCAUUAGUCAUUUGCCAAGUUGCACUUGCAUAUCUGGAUUUACGGGUGAUCCAUUUAAUUAUUGCCAUCCCCAGCCGCCAACUCCAAUUGUUGUCAAAGAACCAUGUAAUCCUUCCCCUUGUGGGCCCAAUAGUCAAUGCCGUGUGAUAAACAGUCAAGCAGUUUGUUCAUGCCUUCCUGAAUAUGUUGGUACUCCACCAAGUUGUAGACCAGAAUGUGUCAUGAGUUCAGAGUGUUCUCUAAAUCAAGCAUGUAAAAAUAAAAAAUGUGUGGAUCCCUGCAUUGGUACUUGUGGCGUUAAUACAAUUUGUAAAAUUGUUAGCCAUAGCCCAAUUUGUGCUUGUAAGAACGAAUUCACUGGUGAUCCUUUCACAGUUUGCUUCCCCAUGCCAAAGAAUCCAAUUGUAACGACACCGAUUCAAAACCCAUGUGUACCAUCCCCAUGUGGCCCAUAUUCGGAAUGCCGCGAUAUUGGAGGUUUCCCAUCAUGUGCAUGCUCUACAAAUUACAUAGGAAGCCCACCGAAUUGUAAACCAGAAUGCACGAUUAAUUCCGAAUGUACAAGUGACAGAGCAUGCAUGCAAGAAAAAUGUAGAGAUCCUUGUCCCGGUUCGUGUGGAUUGGGUGCUAUUUGCGAUGUGAUCAAUCAUACGCCAGUAUGUACCUGUCCCAAUGGUUUCACGGGUGAUCCUUUUAGUAAUUGCCAACCAAUGCCGAUCCAACCAAUUGAGGACACACAAGUUGAUCCUUGCAAUCCUACACCUUGUGGAACAAAUGCAGAAUGUAAUAAUGGUAUAUGUACUUGUUUAUUGGAUUAUCAAGGAGACCCAUACACUCUCUGUAGACCUGAAUGUGUUCUGAAUAAUGACUGUCCCUUUGAUAAAUCUUGCAUUCGUAAUAAAUGUACUGAUCCUUGUCCUGGUACAUGUGGACAGAAUGCAAUCUGUAAUGUGUACAAUCACAUACCUAUGUGUAGUUGUCCAGAAAGAAUGUCAGGAAAUGCUUUUGUCCUUUGUUCAGUUAUGUUAGAUAUUGAAAGAGAUCCUUGCAAACCAUCACCUUGUGGUCCAAACAGUCAAUGUCGAGUUAUUAAUAAUCAAGCAGUAUGUUCAUGCGUUCAAGGAUAUUUAGGAAGUCCACCAUCGUGCAGACCCGAAUGUGUUCUCAGUUCAGAUUGUCCAAGAAAUUUAGCUUGCAGUAAUCAGAAAUGUAUAGAUCCUUGUCUAGGUAGUUGUGGCAUUAGAACAAAGUGUCAAGUUGUCAAUCACAAUCCAAUAUGUAGUUGUCUGCCAGGACAUACAGGAGAUCCAUUUUCAAGAUGCACUUUAAUAAUUGAAGAACCAGUAAAAGUACCAACGAAUCCAUGUCAAUCAUCGGUUUGUGGUCCAAAUUCUCAAUGUCAGGUUGUAAACGAUUUACCUUCAUGUUCUUGUCUUCCCGAAUUUAUUGGAUCACCGCCGAAUUGUAGACCUGAAUGUAUCAGCAAUAGCGAAUGUAACAAUAAUCUUGCUUGCAUUAAUCAAAAAUGCAAAGAUCCUUGUCCAGGUUCUUGCGGUACCAACGCAGAUUGUCGUGUUGUGAGUCAUACACCUAUGUGUGUUUGUCACACUGGAUAUAGUGGUGAUCCAUUUACUCAGUGUGUCUUCAAAGAACCAUCAUUGAAUGAUCGUGUCACAUCUUGCAUACCGUCACCAUGUGGACCAAAUACCGUUUGUAAAGAACAAAAUGGUGCUGGUUCUUGCACAUGUUUAUCAGGAUAUAUUGGAAAUCCGUACGAAGGUUGUCGUCCAGAAUGUGUUCUUAAUUCUGAUUGUACAUCUGAUCUCGCAUGCGUUAGAACAAAAUGUCAGAAUCCAUGUCCUGGUGCAUGUGGACAAAAUACGAUGUGUAAUGUGAUUAAUCAUUUACCCGCGUGUACGUGUAUUCUUGGAUAUACAGGAAACCCGUUCCAAUAUUGUUCUCCAAUUUUGCAAAUCGAUACGGUUAAAAAAGAACCAUGCAAACCAUCCCCGUGUGGUCCGAACAGUCAGUGUCGUGAAAUAAACGAUCAAGCAGUUUGUACUUGUUUAUUGGGAUACUUAGGAAGUCCUCCAGGAUGUCGUCCAGAAUGUGUCAUGAAUUCGGAAUGUCCAUUUAACAGAGCUUGCGUUAAUCAAAAAUGUAUCGAUCCUUGCCCAAAACCUUGUGGUACAAAUACGAAUUGUGCUGCAUUAAAUCACAGCCCAAUUUGUACGUGCAAACAAGGAUAUACAGGAGAUCCUUUCACGAGAUGUUUCCUUUUGUCAACACCGUCCAUUAAUCCACCAAAACCACAGAAUCCAUGUUUCCCUUCACCUUGUGGACCGUAUGCGCAAUGUCGCGAAAUUGGUACUAUACCUUCGUGUUCAUGUCUUUCAAAUUACAUCGGUAGUCCACCAAAUUGUAGACCCGAAUGUACCAUUCAUUCUGAUUGUGCUAGUGACAAGGCAUGCAUUAACGAAAAAUGUCAGGAUCCUUGUCUCGGAUCCUGCGGUAUUUCAGCCAUUUGUACGGUCAUCAAUCAUACACCUUCGUGUUCUUGUCCAAAUGAUUACACCGGUGAUCCAUUCAAUAAUUGUUAUUUCAAACCCGAAGAAAAACCACAAUUAGAAGCAGAUCCUUGUUCCACAACCCCCUGUGGUCCAAAUGCAAUUUGUACCAAUGGACAAUGUAAAUGUUUACCUGAAUAUCAAGGAGAUCCAUACAUUGGUUGUAAACCUGAAUGCAUACUUAAUGCAGAUUGUGAUGCAUCCAAAGCAUGCGUACGAAACAAAUGCAUAGAUCCUUGUCCGGGUACUUGUGGUCAAAAUGCACAAUGUAAUAUUUACAAUCAUAUGCCUAUGUGUAGUUGUCCUUCCGGUAUGACAGGAAAUGCAUUCGUUUCUUGUAACCCUCUAAUAACAGGACCGGAGGAUCCUUGUAAUCCAUCACCAUGUGGACCAAAUAGUCAUUGUCGUGUAAUAAAUAAUCAACCAGUUUGUUCCUGUAUUAGUAAUUAUAUUGGAAUGCCACCAUCUUGUAGACCAGAAUGUAUCGUUAGUUCAGAUUGUACAAAAGAUCGAGCUUGUAGUAAUCAGAAGUGCAUAAAUCCUUGUCCAGGAACAUGCGGAAUAAAGGCAACGUGUCAAGUAAUAAAUCAUAAUCCAAUUUGUAGUUGUUCUCAAGGUUUCAUCGGUGAUCCUUUCGUAAGAUGCGAACCAAAACCUGAAGUACCAGAAAAACCUUUAAAUCCGUGUCAACCAUCACCCUGCGGACCUAAUGCGUUAUGCAAUGUAAUUAAUGAUUCUCCUUCCUGUUCUUGUUUGCCUGAUUUCGUUGGAGUUCCACCGAUGUGUAAACCCAUGUGUAUCAGUAAUAACGAAUGCGCCAAUAAUUUGGCAUGUAUCAAUUUCAAAUGCAAAGAUCCAUGUCCUGGUUCAUGUGGUAUGAACGCAGAGUGUCGUGUAGUAAGUCACACAGCUAUGUGUGUUUGUCUUGUUGGAUAUACCGGAGAUCCUUUCGUUCAGUGUGUUGAAAAACAACUUGAUGUGCCAUCUAUCGCACCAACCCCAUGCGUACCAUCACCAUGCGGAUCAAAUGCAAUUUGCAAAGAACAAUCAGGAGUAGGUUCUUGUACCUGUUUACCAAAUUAUAUAGGCAACCCUUACGAAGGUUGUCGUCCAGAAUGUGUCAUGAAUUCUGACUGUCCACCUACCCUUUCUUGCAUCGGAUCAAAAUGUCGUGACCCUUGCCCUGGUGCAUGUGGAACUAAUGCUGAAUGUCAAGUUGUCAAUCAUUUGCCGUCCUGUUCUUGUUUCGCUGGUUAUACUGGUCAACCUUAUGAAUUCUGUUCUUUAAUACAAAAUGAACCGUAUAAACCAUCAAAUCCUUGUUCUCCAUCACCCUGUGGACCAAACAGUCAAUGCCGAGUUAUUAACGAUCAAGCAGUUUGUUCAUGUUUGCCUGAAUACAUUGGUAGUCCACCAGGAUGUAGACCAGAAUGUGUUGGAAGUUCUGAGUGUCCUUUGAAGCAAGCAUGUGUGAAUCAAAAAUGCAUUAAUCCAUGUCCAGGUCCUUGUGGUUUAAAUACCGACUGUAAUGUCAUUCAUCAUAGUCCCAUAUGUGCAUGUAAACAAUCGUUUACAGGAGAUCCAUUUACUCAAUGUUACCCGAUGCAACAACCAAUUAUCACAUCAAUGUCCAUUUCGAAUCCAUGUAUUCCAUCACCAUGUGGACCAUAUUCCGAAUGUCGCGAUAUUGGUGGUUUAUCGUCAUGUUCUUGUUUACAAGAUUAUAUCGGUAGUCCACCUAAUUGUCGUGCUGAAUGUACUAUACAUUCAGAUUGUUCCACCGACAAAGCUUGUAUCAGACAAAAAUGUAAAAAUCCAUGCCCAGGAUCAUGCGGAAAUAAUGCAGAAUGUAACGUUUUCAAUCAUAUCCCUGCAUGUAGUUGUUCACAUGGAUUUACUGGUGAUCCAUAUACCAAUUGUUAUCCAAAGAUUACACCACAAUACGAACAAAUUUCCGAGGAUAAAUGUAAUCCUUCGCCAUGCGGAGCAAAUGCAGAAUGCAACAAUGGUGUUUGUUCAUGUUUAACAGAAUAUCGUGGUAAUCCUUAUAUCGCGUGUCGUCCAGAAUGUGUUUUAAACACAGAUUGUCCAACUGAUAAAGCAUGCGUACGUAACAAAUGCGUCAAUCCUUGUAUUGGUACGUGUGGUCAAAAUGCUAUCUGUACAGUCUACAACCACAUUCCUAUGUGCAGUUGUACACCUAACACAAGUGGAAAUGCUUUUGUCAUCUGCCUACCUGUUAAAGAACCCACAGUCACAGAUAAUCCAUGUAAUCCAUCACCAUGUGGUCCAAAUAGUUAUUGUCGAACGAUAAAUGGACAAGCUGUUUGUUCUUGUGUUCCUGGAUAUAAAGGAAGUCCACCAUCUUGUCGACCCGAGUGUAUCGUUAGUUCUGAUUGUGAUAAGGAUAAAGCUUGCAGUAAUUUACAAUGUAUCAAUCCUUGCAUCGGUACAUGUGGAAUUGGUGCACAAUGUCGUGUAGUAAAUCAUAAUCCCAUUUGUAGUUGUCUACCAAAUUUGUCUGGUGACCCAUUCGUAAGAUGUGAUCCUAUAUUGGAAACACCUCAAGUUUUCAUAAACCCAUGCAAACCAUCACCGUGUGGUUUGAAUGCAUUGUGUCAAGUAAUCAAUAAUUCCUCAUCCUGCGCCUGUAUGGAAGAACACAUAGGAUCUCCGCCAAAUUGUCGUCCUGAAUGUAUCAGCAAUGCUGAAUGUUCGAGUAAAUUAGCUUGCAUAAAUCAAAAAUGUAAAGAUCCUUGUCCUGGCUCUUGUGGGCCUAAUGCAGAAUGUCGAGUUGUAAGUCAUACACCAAUGUGUGCUUGUUCUGAGGGUUAUACUGGAGAUCCAUUCAUACAAUGUAACAUACAACCACUUAUACCUACCUCUCCCUGCACGCCAUCACCGUGCGGUUCGAAUGCCAUUUGCAAGGAACAAAACGGUGUCGGUUCGUGUACAUGUUUACCAGAAUUUAUUGGCAAUCCAUACGAAGGAUGUCGACCCGAGUGUAUAAUUAAUUCCGAUUGCCCAUCAAAUCUCGGUUGUAUAAGAUCCAAGUGUCAAAACCCAUGUCCUGGAACUUGUGGAUCAAAUGCCAAUUGUCAAGUUAUAAAUCAUUUGCCUACUUGUACUUGCGUACCUGGAUUUACCGGAGAUCCGUUCCGUUAUUGUCAACAAGUUCAAGAAAAGGAAGAAGAUCACACAAAUCCAUGUGAUCCAUCUCCUUGUGGUCCGAAUAGUCAAUGUCGUGUCAUUUCAAACAACGUUGUUUGCUCGUGUCUUCCUGAAUAUAGCGGAACUCCACCUUCGUGUCGACCAGAAUGCGUUAUGAGUUCUGAAUGUCCUUUCAAUAAAGCUUGCGUAAACAAAAAAUGCAUCAAUCCAUGUGCUAAAGCAUGUGGACAAAAUGCAGAUUGUUCGGUUAUCAAUCAUAAUCCUAUUUGUACAUGUAAAAGUGGACUUACCGGUGAUCCACUUACAAGAUGUUUCCCUAACUUACCUUCGCCAGUUGCAUUACCAACGAACCCAUGUAUACCAUCACCAUGCGGACCAUAUUCCGAAUGUCGAAAUAGUGCCGGAACACCUUCUUGUUCCUGUUUACCAACAUACAUUGGUACUCCACCUUAUUGUCGACCAGAAUGUGUUAUUAAUUCUGAUUGUCCAAGUGACAAAUCUUGCAUAAGGGAAAAAUGUUUGGACCCAUGUCCUGGUUCUUGUGGUACAUUCGCUCAGUGUUCAGUUUUCAAUCAUAUUCCCAUUUGUACUUGUCCAGAUGGUUACACAGGAGAUCCAUUUAGUAAUUGCGUAUUGCAACCACCAACACCAAGUUUACCAGCCGAUUUGUGCAAUCCUUCACCAUGUGGUCCAAAUACGAACUGCAAUGAAGGAAAAUGCACUUGUUUGGCAGAAUAUCAAGGAGACCCUUACGUGGGUUGUCGACCGGAAUGUGUUCUUAAUGCAGAUUGUUCUUUGGAUAAAGCAUGUUUGAGAAACAAAUGUGUUGAUCCUUGUAUCGGUACUUGUGGUCAGAAUGCACUUUGCAAUGUUUACAAUCAUAUACCAAUGUGUACUUGUCCAAUCGGUAUGACAGGAAAUGCAUUUUUAUCCUGUUUACCAUUCAGAGAUCCUGUUGUAAGUAAUCCUUGUAAUCCAACACCAUGUGGACCGAAUAGUCAGUGUCGUGAAAUUAAUGGUCAGGCAGUUUGUACUUGUCUUUCUGGAUUUUUGGGAAGCCCACCUACCUGCAGGCCAGAGUGUAUAACCAGUACAGAUUGUAGUCCUAGUGAAGCUUGUAUUAAUCAGAAGUGUAGAAAUCCUUGCAUUGGUACUUGUGGUAUCAAAGCUAUUUGUCAAGUGGUCAAUCAUAAUCCAAUUUGCAGUUGUCCAACUAGUUUAAGCGGUGAUCCUUUCGUUAGAUGUAUACCAAAACCUGAAACAACGAUAGUACAAAAAAAUCCUUGCACGCCAUCCCCAUGUGGUCCAAAUGCUCAGUGUCAAGUAAUUAACGACACCCCAUCGUGUUCCUGUUUGCCAGAAUUUAUUGGUACUCCACCAAAUUGUAGACCAGAAUGUGUGAGCAAUAACGAAUGCAAUAACAAUCUUGCAUGUAUCAAUCAAAAAUGCACGGAUCCAUGUCCUGGAUCGUGUGGAGCUAAUUCCGAAUGUCGUACAGUAUCCCAUACACCAAUGUGUACUUGUAUGGUUGGUUAUACCGGUGAUCCUUUCACUCAAUGUAUCGACAUUGUUCAACCACAAAUACCAAUGUACAUGCCACAAGUUUGUGUUCCAUCUCCCUGUGGGGCUAAUGCGAUUUGUAAAGAAAGAAAUGGUGUAGGUUCUUGUUCAUGUUUAUCAAAUUAUAUCGGCAAUCCUUACGAAGGGUGUCGUCCUGAAUGUACCAUUAAUUCAGAUUGCAUACCAAGCAAAGCAUGUGUUAAAUCACGUUGUCAAGAUCCUUGUCCUGGUACUUGUGGUCAGAAUGCUAUUUGCCAAGUUGUUAAUCAUAUAGCAAUGUGUACAUGCAUUCCCAAAUAUACUGGUGAUCCAUUCAGAUAUUGUUCCGAAGAGCCGAUAACAGAACUUUCGUCGGAUAUAAGUAAUCCUUGUCAACCAUCUCCAUGUGGACCGAAUAGUUUAUGCCGAGAAAAUAAUGGUCAAGCAGUUUGUACUUGUUUAGCAGAAUAUGUUGGUUCACCACCUGGAUGUAGACCAGAAUGUGUUGCUAGUACAGAAUGUGCUCCUAAUCGUGCAUGCGUCAAUCGUAAAUGUAUCGAUCCGUGUCCAAAUUCUUGUGGCAAGAAUUCAAUGUGUAAAGUCAUCAAUCAUAGUCCAUUGUGUUCUUGUCAAUCAGGAUUUACCGGAGACCCGUUCACAAUUUGUUUCCAACUUCCACGACCAUUAGAGCAACCACAAACAUCAAUUCAACAAGAUCCAUGUCUCUCAUCACCAUGUGGACCAUAUUCGGAAUGUCGUAGUAUUAGAGGCAAUCCAUCUUGCUCUUGUUUAGCCACAUUUAUUGGAACUCCACCUAAUUGUAGACCAGAAUGUACUAUACAUUCCGAGUGUUCUAGUAAUUUUGCUUGCAUACGUAGCAAAUGUUCAGACCCAUGUCCAGGUUCAUGCGGAGUUAAUGCUAAUUGUGCUGUAGUAAAUCAUAUACCGAUUUGCACUUGUCCCGAAGGAUAUACCGGUGAUCCAUUUAGUAUUUGUACUUUAAAACAAUCAACACCCGUAGAAUCUGUCGAUUCUUGCAAUCCUUCACCAUGUGGACCAAACACUAAUUGUUUGGAUGGCACUUGUACGUGUAUAUCUGAAUACGAAGGUGAUCCAUAUAUCGGUUGUCGACCAGAAUGUAUAUCCAACGCAGAAUGUCCACGAGACAAGGCAUGCAUUCGCAACAAAUGUUUCGAUCCGUGCAUAGGAACAUGUGGUUUCAAUGCGGAAUGCAAAGUAAUCAAUCAUGUGCCGAUGUGCAAUUGUCCAAUAGGAAUGACUGGAAAUGCUUUCAUUACAUGCAACCCACAGCAGGAUGAUACAGUAACUCGUCCUUGCGUACCUUCUCCAUGCGGGCCAAAUAGUCAAUGUCAAGAAAUAAAUGGAGUAGCUGUUUGCAAAUGUUUGUCAAAUUAUAUUGGAAAUCCACCAACGUGUCGCCCAGAAUGUACUUUGAGCUCUGAUUGCGAUCAAACUAAAGCUUGCAUUAAUCAGAAAUGCGAAGACCCAUGCCCAGGUUCAUGUGGAUUGAAAGCUGAAUGUUCAGUCGUAAAUCAUAAUCCGAUUUGUACUUGUCGUCAGGGUUAUACAGGUGAUCCAUUCACUGCAUGUAAUUUAAUUGUCGAAACAACAACUGCUUCCGUUAAUCCUUGUUAUCCGUCCCCAUGUGGUUUAAAUGCUCAAUGCCAAGUCAUAAAUCAACAACCCUCUUGUUCUUGUCUACCUGAAUUUUUGGGAUCACCACCUAAAUGUCGACCAGAAUGUACUACAAAUAGCGAUUGUCCAAGUAGACUUUCGUGUAUUAAUAGAAAAUGCAAAGAUCCUUGUCCAGGUUUAUGCGGUGCAAACGCAGAAUGUUAUGUCAAUAAUCAUAUAACUACUUGUACAUGUAGUCAAGGAUUUACUGGAGAUCCAUUCCUUCAAUGUACAACAGUUCAAAAUAUAGAACCAAUAGUAUCACCCUGUACACCAUCACCUUGCGGAGCAAAUGCAAUAUGUAAAGAACAAUCAGGAGUAGGAUCUUGUACUUGUUUACAAAAUUACAUAGGCAAUCCUUACGAAGGUUGUAGACCAGAAUGCGUUAUAAAUUCAGAUUGUCCUGCUAAUCGUGCUUGCAUACAAUCCAAAUGUCAAGAUCCUUGCCCUGGUGCGUGUGGUCAAAAUUCCCUUUGUCAAGUUAUAAAUCAUGCACCAACUUGUACGUGUAUACCAGGACACACAGGAGAUCCAUUCCGUUUCUGUAAUAUUGUUACAGAAUAUCCUGUAGUUGAGAAAAAUGAUCCUUGCAAUCCAUCACCUUGUGGACCAAACAGUGAAUGUCGUACAAAUGAAAAUCAAGCAGUUUGUUCGUGUCUUUCGAAUUAUAUUGGUUCACCGCCAGCUUGUAGGCCCGAGUGUAUAGUCAGUACAGAAUGUCCACUAAACAAAGCUUGUAUCAAACAAAAGUGUAUCAAUCCUUGUUCGAAUGUAUGCGGAAUCAACACUGAUUGUCGAGUUAUCAAUCACAGUCCAAUUUGCAUUUGCAAAAAUGGCUAUUCUGGAGAUCCUUUCACUGCUUGCUUCUAUUUAACUGUUUCACCAGAAAAAGUACCAGAUGUACAACAAGAUCCCUGUUUACCAUCGCCAUGUGGCCCGAAUUCUUUGUGCCAACCUGUUGGCCAAAUACCUUCUUGUACAUGUUCACAAAACUAUUUUGGUAGUCCACCAAAUUGUCGACCUGAAUGUACAAUUAAUUCAGAAUGUUCAAGUAAUAAGGCAUGCAUACAAAAUAAGUGCAGGGAUCCGUGUCCAGGAUCUUGUGGUUUUAAUGCUCAAUGUACGGUAUUCAAUCAUUUACCAAUAUGUUCUUGUUUCGAUGGAUACACGGGUGAUCCAUUUAAUAGUUGUCAUCAGCAACCACCACCCCAAUUGGAUGAAAUAGACGCCUGUAAUCCAUCCCCGUGUGGUAUUAACACACAAUGCGAAAAUGGUAUUUGUUCAUGCUUACCUGAAUAUUAUGGAGAUCCAACGACAGGUUGUCGCCCAGAAUGUGUUCUCAAUUCUGAUUGUUCUCGUGACAAAGCUUGCAUUAAUAAUAAAUGCAAAGAUCCUUGCAUAGGAACUUGUGCAAGCAAUGCAUUAUGCAACGUCAUUAAUCACAUUCCCAUGUGUAGUUGUCCAACUAAUUACGAAGGAAAUGCUUUUGUUUAUUGUCAUUCCGUUCAAGCUUCUGUUUUAACUUCACCGUGUACACCAUCACCUUGUGGACCAAAUAGUCAAUGUCGUAUCAGUAAUGAUCAAGCAGUAUGUAGUUGUGUUUCUGGUUACAUUGGAACACCUCCCAUGUGUAGACCUGAAUGUAUCGUUAGUACAGAAUGUCCACCUAACGAGGCAUGUACAAAUCAAAAAUGUAGGAAUCCUUGCAUCGGAAGUUGUGGUGUUGGUUCAAAAUGCAUCGUGAAAAAUCAUAAUCCCAUUUGUUAUUGUCCGGAUCGUUACACGGGAGAUCCAUUCGUACGAUGUAGUCCAAUCCCGGAAUUACCACCAGUACAAGUGAAUCAUUGUCAACCAACACCUUGCGGGCCGAACAGCAUAUGUCAAAUAAUCAAUGAUUCUCCAUCGUGUUCUUGUUUGCCAAAUUAUAUUGGUUCUCCACCACAAUGUAGACCUGAGUGUGUUAGCAAUAGUGAAUGUCUUAGUCAUCAAGCAUGUAUAAAUCAAAAAUGCAAAGAUCCGUGCACUGAUUCGUGCGGAGUCAAUGCAGAAUGUCGAACAAUUAGUCACACACCAAUGUGCUUCUGUCCUGUUGGAUACACUGGAGAUCCAUUUGUACAAUGUAUCACUAAACCGAUCGAAGGCAAUUUGAUGCAAAUAAAUCCAUGUUUACCAUCACCAUGUGGUUCCAAUGCCGUAUGCGUUCAACGCAAUGGCGCAGGCUCGUGUUCUUGUCUAUCCACUUACACUGGAAACCCAUACGAAGGAUGUAGACCCGAAUGCGUUCUUAAUUCUGAUUGUACACAAAACAAAGUAUGCACCAACUCCAAAUGCAUUGAUCCGUGUCCUGGAACUUGUGGCAGCAAUGCGAAUUGUAACGUUGUAAACCAUAUUGCAACGUGUUCUUGUCUUCCUUCUUACACCGGUGAUCCCUACCGAUAUUGUUUCAUAAAACCAAUGGAUACAGCUGUAGACAAGACAGAUCCAUGCAAUAAUGCGGAAUGUGGUCCGAAUAGUAAAUGUAGAGUAGUUAAUGAAGUUGCUGUAUGUUCUUGUUUGCCAACAUAUGUUGGUAGGCCACCUGCAUGUAGACCUGAAUGCGUAUCAAAUUCUGAUUGUCCAACAACUCAAUCGUGCGUGAAACAAAAGUGUACGAAUUUGUGUCCAACCUCUUGUGGAUUAAACACUGAUUGUAGAGUUAUUAAUCAUGCACCUUUGUGCACCUGUUCUAUGGGCUAUACUGGCGAUCCAUUUACAGUUUGUUUCCCAAUACCUUUGACUGUUCCUACACAGCAAGAUAUUGCAUUAAGAGACCCUUGCAUUCCAUCUCCAUGUGGUCCUUACGCAGAAUGUCAAAAUACAGGAGGAUUACCCUCUUGUGCUUGUUUAUCGACAUACAUAGGUAGUCCACCAAACUGUCGACCAGAAUGCACUAGUAAUUCCGAUUGUUCUUCGAAUAAUGCUUGUAUACAACAAAAAUGUAAAGAUCCUUGCCCAGGAUCAUGCGGUACCAUGUCAGAAUGUAAAGUUCUCGAUCACAUUCCAAUUUGUUCUUGCAUCAAUGGUUAUACUGGCGAUCCCUUUAGAGCAUGUUAUCCUCAACAACCCGAACCUGUAUACGUUGAUCCAUGUGCACCAUCUCCAUGUGGAGCUAAUGCAAAAUGUAUAGAUGGUGCCUGUACUUGUUUAGACGAAUAUUUCGGUGAUCCAUAUGCUGGUUGUCGACCAGAAUGCAUUUUAAAUACCGAUUGUAAUUCAUUGAAGGCAUGUGUACGAAAUAAAUGCAUUGACCCAUGUAUCGAAACUUGCGGACAAAACGCUUUAUGCAAAGUUUAUAAUCACGUUCCAAUGUGCAGUUGCCCAUUAGGAAUGUCAGGAAAUGCAUUUGUUUUAUGUUCCCCUAUCCAAGCACCUACGAUCAGUGAUCCAUGUAAUCCGUCCCCAUGUGGACCUAAUAGUCUUUGCAAACAACAUAAUUUCCAUGCAACGUGUACUUGCAUUAAGGGCUACAUAGGUGCACCACCAACUUGUCGACCAGAAUGUGUCGUUAGUUCAGAUUGUGCACCGAACGAAGCCUGUAGCAAUCAAAAAUGUAUCGAUCCGUGUCCUGGAAGUUGUGGUCGCAAUACCAUUUGCAAUGUUAUCAAUCACAAUCCUAUUUGUUCAUGUCUAUCAGGAAUGUCUGGUGAUCCAUUUAUCAAUUGUUCCCCAAUUCCAACGAAGCCUGAAAUUUCAAUAAAUCCAUGCUUACCAUCUCCAUGUGGUCCAAAUGCAAAAUGCGAAAUAAUCAACGACAAUCCGUCUUGCUCUUGUUUGCCUGAAUUCAAUGGAUCCCCACCAAAUUGUCGUCCAGAAUGUAUUAGCAAUUCCGAAUGUUCAAGUCGAUUGGCGUGCAUAAAUCAAAAAUGUAGAGAUCCUUGUAUUGGCUCAUGUGGUGCUAAUGCCAUAUGUAACGUAGUCAGUCAUACACCAAUGUGUGCAUGUUCAGCUGGUUACACUGGUGAUCCAUUCACUCAAUGUUUACCAGAACGAUUUGAUGUACAAACGGACAAACAAACUCCAUGUACACCAUCUCCAUGCGGUGCUAAUGCAAUAUGUCGUGAGCAACAAAAUAUUGGCUCUUGUAGUUGUUUAUCAGAAUAUAUUGGUAAUCCUUACGAAGGAUGUAGACCAGAAUGUAUCCUCAAUUCAGAUUGUCCAUCGAACAGAGCUUGUAUCAAUAUGAAGUGCAAAGAUCCUUGUCCCGGAAUGUGUGCACAGAAUGCCAAUUGUUAUGUAAUCAAUCAUGCAGCAACUUGUACUUGCCUUGAACAAUAUACUGGAGAUCCUUUUAUAAAUUGCAAUCCCAUAUUACCAACACAGGCAGAUUCUGUUGACACGUGUCAAUCUAAUCUAUGCGGUCCAUAUUCUCAAUGUAAAGAAAACAACGGACAAAUAUCUUGCAGUUGUUUAUCAACGUACAUAGGUGUACCACCUAAUUGUAGACCAGAAUGUACGAUUAGUACUGAUUGUCCAUCUAAUCAAGCAUGUAGAAAUAAAAAGUGCAUUGAUCCUUGUCUCGAUUCUUGCGGUCUCUAUACAACAUGUAAAGUGAUCAAUCAUAAUCCCAUAUGUUCUUGUAAAUCAGGAUAUACUGGAGAUCCAUUUACUAUCUGUAUUUUCUUAUCACCAAAACCACAAUUUGAACCCGAAAAGGAUCCUUGCAUUCCAUCACCGUGUGGUCCAAAUUCGCAUUGUCGUAACAUCAAUAAUUCACCAUCUUGUUCUUGUAUGCAAAAUUAUAUUGGUUCUCCUCCACAAUGUAGACCCGAAUGCACAACGUCAACCGAUUGUGCAAGUAAUUUAGCUUGCAUACAACAGAAAUGUCAAGAUCCUUGUCCUGGAUCUUGUGGUCUCAAUGCUGUUUGCACAGUUCAUAAUCAUUUACCAAUUUGUUCAUGUUACGAAAGUUACACGGGAGAUCCAUUUGUCAGCUGUCAAUAUAAACCAAUCACUCAAGUCCCAUUGGAAAAUGAUGUCUGCAAUACGUGUGGUCCUAACAGUGAAUGUAAACAAGAAACAUGUGUUUGCAUAGCCGAAUAUUACGGUGAUCCUUACGUAGGUUGCCGACCUGAAUGUGUGCUAAGUUCAGAUUGUGCAAUUAACAAAGCAUGCAUUCGAAACAAAUGUAUAGAUCCUUGUAUUCAGACAUGUGGACAAAAUGCUAUUUGCAAUGUCUUUAAUCAUGUUCCAAUGUGUAGUUGUCCAUAUGGUACAACUGGUAAUGCCCUUAUUUUGUGUCAGACUACCAAAGCUCCAGCCAUUAAAACACCGUGUCAACCAUCACCAUGUGGUCCCAAUAGUAUUUGUCAUUCUUUCAAUGAUCAAGCAGUAUGCGCUUGCUUACCUAAUUAUCUCGGAACACCACCAAUGUGUAGACCCGAAUGUACCAUCAAUUCGGAUUGUAGAAUAAAUCAAGUUUGUAGAAAUCAAAAAUGCGAAGAUCCCUGUCCAGGAACAUGUGGUUUGCAAGCAAAAUGUAUCGUAGUCAACCAUAAUCCAAUUUGUUCUUGUCCUGAACGCUAUACAGGAAAUCCUUUCAUCCAAUGCGAUAUUAUAAACGAAGUUUACAAGCCAAUUGUAAAUCCUUGUCAACCAUCACCAUGUGGUCCGUACGCUAUCUGUCAAGUUGUCAAUGAGUCACCCUCUUGCUCGUGCCUUCCCGAAUACAAAGGCUCACCACCAAAUUGUAAACCCGAGUGCAUAUCUAAUUCUGAAUGCCCCGCCAACCAAGUUUGCAUAAAACAAAAGUGUACAAAUCCGUGCCCAAGUUUGUGCGGUACAAAUGCAGAAUGCCAUGUUGUUCAUCACGUUGUACAUUGCGUAUGUCCGAACAGUUAUACCGGAGACCCAUAUACCAGCUGUUCGUUUAUAAUAUAUCAUCCAGAAUCAUCUCCCUGUUCCGAAGGUAUUUGCGGUACGAAUGCCAUAUGCAAAGAACAAAAUAAAGUUGGUGUUUGUUAUUGCCCACCUGAUUAUAUUGGUAACCCGUACGAAGAAUGUAGACCUGAAUGUGUUAUCAAUCCUGAUUGUCCAUCUAAUCAGAUGUGCGUACAAAAUAAAUGUCGAGAUCCUUGUCCCGGCAUGUGUGGUCAAAAUGCUGAAUGCGCAGUUGUCAAUCAUCAACCAUUCUGUACUUGUCGUCCAGGAUACACUGGUGAUCCAUUCUCUUUCUGUAAUCUUGAUACAUUUAUGGAGGAAAAGAAUGUUUGUUCCCCAUCACCUUGUGGUCCAAAUAGUCAAUGCAAAAAUAUAUCUGGUCAACCGGUAUGUUCCUGUUUACCAACCUAUGUUGGUAAUCCACCUGGCUGUCGACCCGAAUGCGUUGUUAGUUCCGAUUGUCCGUCUCAACUUGCAUGCAAGGAUCACAAAUGUAUCAACCCUUGUCCAAGCCCAUGUGGAUUAAACACAAAGUGUAUUGUUGUCAAUCACAGUCCAAUUUGUAGUUGUGCACCUGGAUACAGUGGUAAUCCUUUCACAGUGUGCACAGCAAUACCAUCUGUAACAAUGCCUAGCGUUGUUGAUAAAGACCCUUGUGUGCCAUCCCCUUGCGGCCGAUUCUCUCAAUGUAAAAACAUUGGCGGUACACCUGCAUGUACAUGUUUAGAAACAUACAUUGGACAACCACCAAAUUGCAAACCUGAAUGUACCAUCAAUUCCGAAUGUGCAAGUGACAAGGCUUGCUUUGAAACAAAAUGUAGAGAUCCCUGUCCUGGUUCAUGUGGUUCAGGUGCUAUUUGUGCUGUAGUUAAUCAUAUUCCAAUGUGUACGUGUCCCACAGGAUACACCGGAGAUCCAUUUACUCUUUGCCGAUUAUUACCUGCAACACCACCAACAAUUAUACCUGCUGAUUUAUGUAAUCCAUCGCCAUGUGGUCCAAAUGCAAAAUGUUCCAACGGUACCUGUACUUGUCUACCAGAUUUCCAAGGCAACCCAUAUCAAGAAUGUAGACCAGAAUGUGUCCUUAAUUCAGAUUGCUUACGAGACCAAGCCUGUUCUAGAAACAAAUGUAUAAAUCCAUGUGUGGGAGCUUGUGCAGCCAAUGCCCUAUGUAAUGUUAUCAAUCAUAUACCUAUGUGUAGUUGUCCUGGAAAUAUGACUGGCAAUGCAUUUAGUCAAUGCAUACCUGUACAAGGUCUACCUCCUAUUAAUCCAUGCAGCCCUGGACCUUGUGGCCCUAAUAGUGAAUGUCGUGUAGUAAAUGGACAAGCUGUAUGUUCAUGCAUAAAAGGAUAUUUAGGAAUUCCACCAACUUGUAGACCAGAGUGUAUAGUCAGCACUGAUUGUCCACAAAAUGAAGCUUGUAACAAUCAAAAAUGCGUAGACCCUUGUCCUGGAUCUUGUGGAAUAGAAGCUUCAUGCAAUGUUGUUAAUCAUAAUCCAAUCUGUAGUUGUCCAUUGCGUUAUACCGGUGAUCCUUUCGUACGCUGUAUGGUUUUAUUGGAACAACAACCACCAAUAGAUCCGUGCCAACCAUCGCCCUGUGGCCCUAAUUCUCAAUGCCAAGUAAUUAACAAUUCACCUUCGUGUUCGUGUCUUCCUGAAUUUUCGGGAUCACCACCAAAUUGUAGACCAGAAUGCAUUAAUAAUAACGAAUGCAUUACUCAAUUGGCUUGCAUUAAUCAAAAAUGUAAAGACCCAUGCAUUGGGGCUUGUGGUUCCAAUGCAAACUGCCAUGUUGUAAGUCAUACACCAAUGUGCACCUGCAUGAAUGAAUAUACUGGCGAUCCUUUCACUCAAUGUACAUAUAAAGCGCCCUCGCUACUUCCUGAACCAGGACCAUGUGAUCCAUCUCCUUGUGGUUCAAAUGCAAUUUGCAAAGAACUCAAUCGAGUAGGCUCGUGUGUUUGCUUACCCGGUUAUAUGGGCAACCCUUACGAAGGUUGUCGGCCCGAAUGUAUUCUAAAUUCUGACUGUUCUGCAAAUAAAGCUUGCAUCAAUUCCAAAUGUACAGACCCAUGUCCUGGAACUUGCGGAUUAAACGCCGAAUGUCAAGUAAUCAAUCAUUUACCAAUUUGUAAUUGUUAUCCCCGGCACACUGGCAAUCCAUUUACGUCUUGUAAACCAAUAGAAAUGGAUGUUCAAGAUGCAAUUAGCAAACCUUGCAAUCCUUCACCGUGUGGACCAAAUAGCGAAUGUCGCGUUGUAAACGGACAAUCAGUUUGUACAUGUUUAGCCAAUUUUAUAGGAGUUCCACCAAGAUGUCGUCCCGAAUGUUCAGUUAGUGCCGAAUGUUCACCUACCUUAGCUUGCAUAAAUAGAAAAUGCAAGGACCCCUGUCUUGGCUCGUGUGGUCUAAAUGCUAGAUGUGAAGUUAUCAAUCAUAAUGCAAUAUGUUCAUGUCAACCUGGAUUUAUGGGUGAUCCGUUUAUUUCCUGCUUUAACAUUCCAACUGACAGACCCACCGAAACACUUCCACCUUAUGUUAAUCCAUGUGUUCCCUCACCUUGUGGUCCAUAUUCUGAAUGCCGUGACAUUAAUGGACAAGCAUCCUGCGCAUGUUCACCAAAUUAUAUAGGAGCACCACCUAAUUGUCGACCAGAAUGUAUUAACAAUUCAGAAUGUCCAAGUAAUGAAGCAUGUAUUCAAAAGAAAUGUCAGUAUCCUUGUAAUGGCGUAUGCGGAAUCGGAGCAACGUGUUCUGUUAUCAAUCAUAUACCAGUAUGUACCUGUCCAGAUAAAUUCAGUGGUGAUCCAUUCGUUAAAUGUAUUCCAAAAAUUGAAGAUGACCAAACGGAUAAACAAAAUCCAUGCGCACAGUGUGGUGCAAACACUCAAUGCAUUAAUGAAAUUUGCAUUUGUUUACCGGAAUAUCAAGGAGAUCCUUACUUGGGAUGUCGUCCAGAAUGUGUAUUGAAUUUCGAUUGUCCAAGAGAUAAAGCUUGUAUUAAUAACAAAUGUAGAAACCCGUGUACAGGAAUCUGUGGCAGGGAUGCCAUUUGUUCUGUUGCAAAUCAUGUUCCUAUUUGUACUUGUCAAUCGGGAAUGUCAGGCAAUCCAUUUGUUUUAUGUUCACCUGUAGAAGCAUCCGUAGAAAAAGAUCCAUGCAAUCCUUCACCAUGUGGAUCGAAUAGUCAAUGCAAGAAAAUAAACGACCAAGCAGUUUGCUCUUGCAUUCCUGGAUAUUUGGAUUCCCCACCAAAUUGUAGACCCGAAUGUAUAAUCAGUUCGGAUUGUUCAUCAAACAUGGCAUGUAAUAAUCAAAAAUGCAUAGAUCCAUGCCGUGGAACCUGUGGUAUUAGAGCACAAUGUUUGGUAGUCAAUCACAAUCCAAUUUGUAGUUGUCCCGCAGAUUUAACAGGAGAUCCAUUUACCAUGUGCAUUUUCAUACCAGAGAAACAACCUGACAUUACUAAUCCUUGUGAACCAUCACCAUGCGGAGCAAACAGUCAGUGUCGUGUCGUAAACGAUGCACCAUCUUGUUCUUGUUUACCAGAAUUCAUAGGAUCACCUCCCAAUUGUAAACCAGAAUGCAUUAGCAACAGUCAAUGUUCUACACAAUUGGCUUGUAUCAAUCAAAAAUGUCGAGAUCCUUGCCCAGGUUCUUGCGGUGUUAAUGCAGAAUGUAGAGUAAUAAGUCAUACACCUAUGUGUGUGUGUAGUUCAGGAUUUGUUGGUGAUCCAUUUGUACAAUGUACUGCUAGAAAACCUGAAGAAGACACAAGUAUGAAAGUAACGCCAUGUCUACCAUCACCAUGUGGAUCUAAUGCACUAUGCCGUGAAUUAAAUGGUGUUGGUUCUUGUUCGUGUUUACCAAAUUACAUUGGAAAUCCUUACGAAGGCUGUCGUCCUGAAUGUAUUAUUAACAGUGAUUGCAUUGCCGAUCAAGCAUGCAUUAGAUCAAAAUGUCAAAAUCCAUGUUCAGGUUUCUGUGGUCAAAAUUCCGUUUGCCAAGUAGUUAAUCAUGCACCUUUGUGCACUUGUCAAAGUGGAUACACUGGUAAUCCAUUCCUGUAUUGUAACAUUGUAGAAGAAACGCCAAAACCAACAGAUCCAUGUGUUCCUUCACCCUGCGGUCUUAACAGUCAAUGUCGCGUAUCAAACAAUCAAGCAAUUUGUAGUUGUUUGCCUACAUUUAUUGGAGCACCACCUGCAUGUCGUCCAGAAUGUACUGUUAGUUCUGAUUGUUCUACAAACCGUGCAUGUAAAGAUCGUAAAUGUAUAGAUCCAUGCCCAGGAAUUUGUGGUAUUAAUGCAAGAUGUGAAGUAAUCAAUCACAGCCCUAUCUGUAGUUGCAAAGUAGGUUCAACUGGUGAUCCAUUUGUAAGAUGUUUCGAUCUUGCACCACCACUUAGUCCACGACCUGAACCAAUAAAUCCAUGCGUACCAUCACCUUGCGGUCCAUUCUCCAUAUGUCAAGAUAGUAAAAACAGUGGAAUACCUACAUGUACCUGUAUGGAAAAUUAUAUAGGCAGCCCACCCAAUUGUCGUCCAGAAUGUACAAUAGAUUCUGAAUGUAUUAGUAGUAGAGCAUGUUUGAGACAGAAAUGUACAGAUCCUUGUCCUGGUUCUUGCGGUAUCGGAGCUAAUUGUUAUGUAAUCAACCACAUGGCAAUGUGUGUAUGUCCCAAUGGUUAUACAGGAGAUCCCUUCGUCAAUUGUAUCUUAGAACCAGAACCUACACCUGAUUUACAAGAUCCUUGCCGUCUGUCACCAUGCGGUUCGAAUGCAAUAUGCCAUAACGGCACGUGUACCUGUCUACCGGAGUAUCAUGGUGAUCCAUAUUAUGGAUGCCGUCCUGAAUGUGUACAAAAUCCAGAUUGUUUAUUAGAUAAAGCUUGCGUUCGGAAUAAGUGUUCUGAUCCAUGCUCAGAAGCAUGUGGCAAAAAUGCACAAUGUAUUGUAAUAAAUCAUACUCCAAUGUGCAGUUGUCCUGAUGGAAUGUCAGGAAACGCAUUUGCUGCGUGUUAUCCCGUAAAAGACCCAGAAAUUGUCCAACCAUGUAAUCCAUCCCCAUGCGGACCAAACAGCAGAUGUCAAGAAUUUAACGGGCAAGCCGUUUGUUCUUGCGUUUCCGGAUAUAUUGGAAAUCCUCCAGCAUGUCGACCCGAGUGUACUGUUAACACUGAUUGUGCAUUAAAUGAAGCUUGCAUAAAUAUGAAAUGCAAAGAUCCUUGUCCAGGCUCGUGUGGUAUAUCAGCUCGUUGUCAAGUUAUUAAUCACAAUCCUAUUUGUAGUUGUGCACCCAUAUUUACCGGAGAUCCAUUUGUUCGUUGUAUACCUAAACCCGAUGAAGUACCACAAACUUUAAAUCCAUGUCAACCAUCACCUUGCGGUCCUAAUUCUCAUUGUCAAGUUCGAAACAACGCACCAUCGUGUUCUUGCAAAGAUGGAUUCAUUGGCACACCACCUAAUUGCCGACCCGAAUGUAUUAGUAACAGUGAAUGCAGUAAUUACUUGUCAUGUAUCAAUCGCAAAUGCGUUGAUCCAUGUCCAAGUUCUUGCGGUGUAAAUGCUGAAUGUCACGUAUUAAAUCAUAUACCCACGUGUACUUGCCUUUAUGGUUAUACUGGUGAUCCAUUUAUACAAUGCACAGUUAAACAAACCGAAUCACCACAAUUGAAUCAACCAUGUCAACCAUCUCCUUGCGGAGUAAAUGCAGUUUGUAGACAACUUCAAGGAGUUGCUACUUGUUCAUGUUUACCUGAAUACAUAGGAAACCCUUACGAGGGAUGUCGUCCUGAAUGUUCAAUCAACUCUGACUGUCCUUCUAAUUUAGCUUGUGUUAAAUCUAAAUGUACAAAUCCAUGUCCUGGUACUUGUGGUUCCAACGCAGACUGUCAAGUUGUCAAUCAUUUACCUAUUUGUACUUGUUUGCCGCAAUACACUGGAAAUCCAUACACAAAUUGUUUCUACGAAAUGGUAGAACCUACCGAUAAAGAACAAGAUCCAUGUAGUUCACCUGUUUGUGGCCCUAAUAGCAGAUGUCAAAAUAUUAACGAUCAAGCCGUUUGUUCAUGUUUACCAGAAUUUAUAGGAACUCCACCGAACUGUAGACCCGAAUGCGUAAUUAAUUCAGAAUGCGAUUCGAAAUUAGCAUGUAUUAAAAAUAAAUGCGUAGACCCAUGUCCUGGAACUUGCGGACGCAAUUCUCAAUGCAAAGUUAUACGUCACAGUCCUAUUUGUAGUUGUGCAUUCGAUAUGACGGGUGAUCCUUUCGUUUACUGCUUUUCAGCACCAAAACCGGAUGAUGUAUAUCCCAAAGAUCCAUGUACCCCAUCCCCUUGUGGGCCUAAUGCAAUGUGUAAAACCAUUAACGAUGUACCAGUAUGCAGUUGUAUGAAUAAUUACAUUGGGAUACCACCUAAUUGUCGCUCGGAAUGUUCCAUAAAUUCAGAUUGUCCUGCCAAUAAAGCUUGCAUGAGAGAAAAAUGUAGAGACCCAUGUCCUGGAUCUUGUGGUCUUUAUGCACAAUGUUCAGUUGUUAAUCAUACACCAGUAUGUACAUGUCCUGAAGGUUACACUGGUGAUCCUUUCGAUAACUGCUAUCCCAAACCUGAAACAAACAAAGAUGAACAAACUGAUCCUUGCAAAGAAUCAUUGUGUGGAUCAAAUACUCAAUGUAAUGAAGGUAUUUGCAUGUGUCUACCAGAAUAUUUUGGAAAUCCAUACGUUGGUUGCCGUCCCGAGUGUGUUGUUAAUACAGAUUGCUCUCGUAAUAAAGCUUGCAUACAACAUAAAUGUCAAAACCCUUGUAUCGGUGUCUGUGGCAUUAAUGCUGAAUGCAAUAUCGUUAAUCAUUUGCCUAUGUGCAGUUGCCCAGAAAAUAUGUCCGGUAAUGCGUUCAUAUCUUGCACUCCUAUCGAAGACGUAACAGCAAAGAAUCCUUGCAAUCCAUCCCCGUGUGGCCCGAACAGUCAUUGCAAUGAAGUUAAUGGUGUUGCUGUAUGCGCAUGCAUCACUGGUUUCAAAGGAACACCACCUUCCUGUAGACCAGAAUGCGUUGUAAGCUCUGAUUGUUCUCGUAACAGAGCUUGUAAUAAUCAGAAAUGUAUCGAUCCAUGCGCAGGAGCCUGCGGAAUAUCCGCAGAAUGUGUUGUUAUCAAUCAUAAUCCUAUAUGCAGUUGUCCAGCGUCAUAUAUAGGAGAUCCAUUUAUAAAAUGCAUACCUCAACAAUUAGAAUCAAAACCUCCAGUAAAUCCUUGUCUACCAUCACCUUGCGGACCCAAUUCAUUGUGCCAAGUUUUAAAUAAUGCACCAUCGUGUUCUUGCCUUCCCGAAUAUAAUGGAAGCCCACCAAAUUGUAAACCCGAAUGUAUUAGCAAUAACGAAUGUCCAAUUCAGCAGGCAUGUAUCAAUAGGAAAUGUAGAGAUCCUUGUCCAGGAUCAUGUGGAAUUAAUGCAGAAUGCAGUACAGUCAGUCAUAUUCCCAUAUGCUCAUGUACCAAUGGUUUCACUGGUAAUCCAUUUGCACAGUGCUACCCGCAACAAUUAUAUGAAGUACCUAAGUUACCUGAUUUGUGUCGAGAAAUAUCAUGCGGCACAAAUGCUAAAUGUCGUAUAUCACACGAGACGGCAUUCUGUUCGUGUCUACCUGAAUUUUAUGGAAACCCAUACGAAGGUUGUCGACCCGAGUGCGUUGUUAAUUCCGAUUGUGCUCUUAAUCAAGCAUGUGUACGUAAUAAGUGUCAAGAUCCCUGUCCCGGAACAUGCGGCUUGAAUGCUGUUUGUUACACCAUCAAUCAUAUACCAUCUUGUAAUUGUCAAUCUGAGUAUACUGGUGAUCCAUUCACUCGUUGUAAUCCUAUCGGACAAUAUUUAACGCCAAGUAUCAAAGACCCGUGCGAUCCUUCUCCAUGUGGACCAAACAGUCAAUGUCUUAAUACCAAUGGAAAAGCUAGUUGUUCAUGUUUGUUAAAUUACAAAGGAGCUCCACCAAAUUGUAGACCAGAGUGUGUUGUCAGCACAGAAUGUCCUAUAAACCGAGCGUGCAUGAAUCAAAAAUGCGUUGAUCCUUGUCCUGGUGUAUGUGGAAUAGAAGCCCGAUGUGAAACCAUCAAUCAUAGUCCUAUUUGCAGUUGCGGUAGCGAUAAAACUGGAGAUCCAUUUGUCAGAUGCUUUGACAUAUCUUUGACAAUUGAUUUUCCGCAACCUGGAAACCCGUGCAUACCAUCCCCAUGCGGACCAUUUUCAUUAUGUCAAAAUUAUAAAGAUUUCCCAUCAUGUUCCUGUUUGCAAGAUUAUAUAGGUACACCACCCAAUUGCCGUCCAGAAUGUUCAAUAAAUUCUGAUUGCAUUAGUAACAAAGCUUGCAUUAGAAACAAAUGCAAGGACCCAUGUCCUGGAUCUUGUGGAACAAAUGCUAUUUGUACCGUUAUAAAUCAUACCCCAUCUUGUACUUGUCCAAAUGGAUAUUCCGGGGAUGCAUUUACCAACUGCGUUCUUGUUCCAAUAUUUGGAGCACCCGAAUUACCUGACCCAUGUCAUCCAUCUCCCUGUGGAUUGAACGCUAUAUGUAAUAAUGGACUUUGUGAAUGUAUAAACGAAUAUCAUGGUGACCCAUAUCAAGAGUGUAAGCCAGAAUGUAUACAAAAUCCUGAUUGUCCAUUCAAUAGGGCAUGCAUAAAUAACAAAUGUGUCGAUCCUUGUGUUGGAAUUUGUGGUCAAAAUGCAGAAUGCACUGUCAUUAAUCAUAUUCCAACAUGUAGCUGUCUCCAACAAUAUGAGGGUGAUCCUUUCAGUAUCUGUAAACGCGUACAACCCCGUAAAACACCUUGCAAUCCUUCACCGUGUGGACCCAAUAGUGUAUGUCACGAAUUCGGGGAACAAGCAUCUUGCUCUUGUCUUCCUGGUUAUAUUGGAGUACCACCAAGUUGUAGAUCGGAAUGCGUUGUUAGUUCUGACUGUGAACAAGACAAAGCUUGUAUCAAUAACAAAUGUCAAAAUCCUUGCGAAAAUGCUUGUGCUUAUAAUGCAUUAUGUUCGGUUCGUAAUCAUAAUGCCAUUUGUAGCUGUCCUCAACAAUACACCGGUGAUCCAUUCGUCAAUUGUUUCCGAAUGAACCCGCCAUACGAAGAACCUUCAAGAAAUCCAUGCAAACCAUCGCCAUGUGGAUCAAACGCACAAUGCACAGUAUCAAACGAGCAGAAAAUUUUAUGUACCUGUUUACCCAACUUCAUAGGAUCACCACCAAAUUGUAGACCUGAGUGCAUUAUAAAUACCGAUUGUCCAGCCAAUCAAUCGUGCAUCAAUAAAAAAUGCAGUGACCCUUGUGUUGGAUUAUGUGGUAUUAAUGCAAUUUGCCAAGUUACCCUUCACCAAACUCGUUGUGAUUGUCUCGAAGGAUACACCGGAGACCCACUUAGAAUGUGUUCCGUAUUUUUGAUGAUGGCUAAACCACCGUCGAAUUUAAGUCCAUGCAGUCCAUCACCGUGUGGUUCCAACGCUUAUUGUCGAGAAAUAAACAACAUUGCUGUUUGCGAAUGUAUACCAGAUUACAGAGGUGAUCCUUAUCUUGGUUGUCAACCAGAAUGUUUAUUGAACACCGAUUGUCCAAAAUCUCAAGCGUGCAUCAGAACGAAAUGUCAAGAUCCUUGCAUCGGUACUUGUGGAAUAAACGCCAUUUGUACUGUGUCAAAUCACAUACCCAUCUGUUCUUGUCGAUCACCAACCAUCGGUGAUGCAUUCACUCAUUGCUUUAUGCCAGAAGAACCAAUCAGAACAAAUCCGUGCCAUCCUUCACCAUGCGGACCAAACACUAUCUGUGAAACGUUACGAGAUACAGCAAUUUGCAAGUGUCUUCCUGGAAUGUUAGGUACACCAACAGAUAUAACAGGUUGUCGUCCAGAAUGCGUCGUUAGUUCUGAAUGUCCAGUUGAUAAAGCGUGCGUGAAUAACAAAUGCAUUAAUCCGUGUUCGUUGAAUGUAUGCGGAAUCAAAGCAACCUGUAAAGUACUCAAUCAUAGUCCAUUAUGCAGUUGUAUUCCACCAUUGAUUGGUAAUCCAUUUACCGAAUGUUAUCAACAAACUGAAAUCGAUCCGUGCAGUUCAUCUCCAUGCAAUUACAAUGGCGAAUGUAAAGUAAGAAAUGACGUAGCUUAUUGCGUUUAUCCAGAAUGCGUUAUAAAUUCCGAUUGUCCAAGGGAAAAAGUUUGUUUGGCACAAAAAUGUAGGGAUCCUUGUAUCAAUGCUUGCGGAAUAGAUUCCAUCUGUCAGACUAUUAAUCAUAAACCAGUAUGUUCUUGUCCAAGUGGUUUCAUGGGUAAUCCUCACAUAAAAUGCACGAUUACUACUCAAGAAGUACCAAGUUUGGAAUGUACACAUAACACCGAUUGUACGAACGAUAAAACUUGUUCGAACAAUAAAUGCAUAGAUCCUUGCAGUGUUCAUUCAUGCGGUCUCAACAGUCGUUGUUUUGUUCAAAUGCACAGAGCAAUUUGUGUUUGCAACGAAGAUUUCACUGGUAAUCCUCAACAAUAUUGUCACAAAAUUGGUUGCCGUGGUGACAAUGAAUGUCCAUUGACUCAAUCUUGUAUCAACAAUGAGUGCAUAGAUGCUUGUCAAGUAAUGCAAUGUGGUAUCAAUGCGUUGUGUACUGCUGAUGGUUAUCAUAAAGCUCGUUGUUAUUGUCCUGACAAAUUUUUGGGCAAUCCUUAUCAAUUAUGCAAACGUCCAGAAUGUACCAGUGACAAUGAUUGUUCACCUUCUUUGGCAUGUCAAAAUUUACAAUGUACAGAUCCUUGCUCGUGUCCUUCUACUGCUCAAUGUCUGGUUAUUAAUCAUCGACCAAGUUGUCAGUGUCCACCUGGUUAUAUCGGUGAUCCUUACACAUCAUGCACUUUAGAAUUGGAAGAACCUGUUCCUGAAUGUCAAACUGACGUAGAUUGUCCCAGCAAAUUGGCGUGUUUCAAUGGAAUUUGCAGAGAUCCAUGUACAGAAACUAAACCAUGUAUCGCUAGUGCCAAAUGCAGUGUCGUAGACACUUUACCAAUGAGAACUAUGAUUUGUGAGUGUCCACGAAACUUCAUGGGAGACGCAACAGUUGCCUGUAUUCCAGUUGACAAACAAAUUGGCGUAGUAUGUGUAAGUGAUUCCGAAUGCAAUUCGGAUAUGACGUGCUUAAAUCAAUGCUGCAUCAAUCCAUGCGCUGUUAAUCCGUGUGCCACCAACGCAGAGUGUUAUGUACAAAACCAUCGUCGUAUUUGUCAAUGUCCUGUAGGACAUACCGGUGAUCCAUUUGUAAUAUGUUUCGAAGAAAACAACGCAUUGCCUAAAUGUGAAUCAAACUCCGAAUGUCCAUCCAAUAAAGCAUGUAUAAAUCGUUUAUGUCAAGAUCCAUGCUUAAGUAACAGAUGUGGAUCAAAUGCUGAAUGUAUUGUCAAUAGACAUCAUCCAACUUGUCAUUGUCAAGAAGGUUUUGCAGGAAAUCCACAAAUACAAUGUUUCAGACCUGAAUGUAAAACUGAUCGUGAAUGUCCUUAUGACAAAGCAUGCCAGAAUGGCAAUUGCGUUUCACCUUGUCUUCUUGGUGAAAUUACGUGUGGCCGAGGAGCAGAAUGUAUAACUGCAGAACAUAAAGCUCAAUGCGUUUGUCCUCAAGGCAAACAGGGUAAUCCGCAUGUAGCAUGUAUUUCAACGAUAUGCCAUUACAACGAGGAUUGUGCGGAUCAUGAACUUUGCGACAGAUUGAACAGAAUCUGUCGACCUGUUUGCGAUUCUGAAACGUGUGCUGAAACUGCUACUUGCAUUGGCAGAGAUCAUCAACCAAAAUGUGUAUGUCCUACGGGAACAUCCGGAAAUCCAUAUAUUGAAUGCAAUCGAAUAGAAAUUCAACCAGAGUGUUUAGAAGAUAUAGAAUGUCAAUCUAACUUGGCAUGUAUGAAUGGACACUGUCAAGAUCCAUGUGGACCAACUAACAUGUGUACUCAAGAUCAAGAAUGUAAAGUUUUAAAUACCAUUCCACUUCGUACAAUCAUAUGUUUGUGUCCACCUAACACGGUUACCGAUAUCAAUGGAAACUGCGUUAAAUUAGAAUUGACUAAUGUACAAUGUCACUUGGAUCAAAAUUGUAAUGAUAACGAGAAAUGUUUGAAUGGACGAUGCGUUGAAGCUUGUGACACCAUACAAUGUGGAUACAAUGCUCAAUGUAAAUCAACUUAUCAUACUGCUACCUGUGUUUGUGCUUCUGAAUUUACUGGAGAUGGUUACGUCGAAUGCACGAGAGUAACAUUCCCACCAUUACCACCAAAUCAACCGGAAUGUUAUAGCAACAGUGAUUGUGCUCAUGACAAACAAUGCAUUAAUUCACUUUGCUUAAAUCCUUGUAUUGCUGCUAAACCCUGCGGAAAGAACUCACUUUGCCAUGUAGAAAAUCAUGAUUCCAUUUGUAAAUGUCCACAAAGUUACAUCGGUGAUCCUAGAAUAAAUUGCAUACCACCUGAAAUUGUUACGGAAUGUUCGUCCAAUAUUGAUUGUGCCGGAAAUACAGCAUGCUUUAACGGUGUCUGUAUAAAUCCGUGCAACUGUGGACCAAAUGCAAAAUGCAUAGUGGCCAAUCAUUAUCCGUCAUGCGUUUGUCCACAUGGUUAUUCUGGCAAUCCACAGCUUGGUUGUUUCAAACUUGAUUGCGAGUCUGAUAACGAAUGCAAUAACGCAGCAACUUGUUACAAUGGACAAUGCAUUAAUCCAUGUCUCUUGGACAACAAAUGUGCCAUCAAUGCUGAGUGUUACGGAUCUAAUCAUCGUUCAGCUUGUCGUUGUGGUCCUGGUUACGUUGGAAAUCCACAAAUACAUUGUGAAAGAAUAGAAUGUAACAACAAUUACGAUUGUCCUUCGAAUCAAGCUUGUAGAACUGGACGUUGCAUUAAUCCGUGCUCUGAAAAUUCUCCUUGCGCUCAAAACGCUCUUUGUUAUGUUCAAUCUCACGAAGCUACUUGUCGUUGUCCAGUAAACAUACCAUCAGGAAAUCCAUAUUCAUAUUGUGAACGUUAUCCAUCUGGUGUUGAGGAAGAACCAGAAUGUAGAAUCGAUGCUGAUUGUGGUGAUAAAUUAGUAUGCAUCAGAAGUGAAUGCAUAGAUCCAUGCCCAGUAUUAAAACCAUGCUUAGAAAAUGCUCGUUGCGAUGUCUUAGACACCGUACCUGUACGUACCAUGACUUGUACAUGCCCAGAAGGAUGGAUCACUCAUGUUGAUGGAAUAUGUAGACCAAUACAAUUAACAAACAUCGGUGCUUGCGUUACAAACGAUGAAUGUAAUGACAACGAAGCUUGCGUUAAUAGACAAUGCCGAGAUCCAUGCAAUUGCGGUACCAAUGCAAUAUGUUUCGUAAGAAAUCAUAAGCCAAUAUGUUCUUGCAAAGAAGGCUACCAAGGUAAUCCUGAAAUUUCAUGCGUUUCGGUGGAAUGUCAACAUGACUACGACUGUGCUCAAGAUAAAUCCUGCAAGAAUAAUUAUUGCGUUGAUCCAUGCUUACUGACAGAUCAAUGUGGUUUGAAUGCCGAGUGUUACGUUAGAAAUCACGUAGCUGAUUGUCGUUGUCGCAAAGGAUAUUACGGUAAUCCUUUGGACAAAUGUCGAGUUAUUGGUUGUCACAGUAACGGGGAUUGUCCAAGUGAACAUUCAUGUAUCAACAUGCAAUGCAUAGAUCCAUGUCUUCACGAUAAUCCUUGUUCCUCUCGUGCUGAAUGUAAAGUUCUUAAUCAUAUACCAAUUUGUCGUUGCCCAUCUCAUUAUACUGGAAAUCCAUACAUCCUUUGCAAAUUGGAAGAACAACCUGAGUGUAGAGAAGACAGCGAUUGUCCAGACAGAUUAGCUUGUUUCAAUCACAAAUGCGAAGAACCUUGUCCGAUCAUGCAACCAUGUACUACGCCAUCGGAAUGCAGAGUAUUACCAACAUCUCCUGUAAGAACCAUGAUUUGUGUUUGUCCAAGUGGAUACGUUAGUAGUGGCAGUGGAACUUGUCAACCUACCACGCCAAUAGUUAAAAUCGAAUGUACAAAGGAUAACGACUGUGCUCAUGACAAAUCUUGUAUCAAUGGUAUAUGCAGAAAUCCAUGUGCUUGUGGACCCAAUGCAAUUUGCAAUGUAGUCGAUCAUAAACCGGUAUGUUCUUGUGUCUUGGGCUACGAUGGAAGUGCGGACAUCGCAUGUACCGAAGUCACCAGUUGCCGUACGAAUGAAGAUUGUAGUGGAACACACGUAUGCGUGAGACACAAUUGCGUUCCUGCUUGUUCAUCCACGACAAUAACUUGUGGAAAAGGAGCAGAAUGUCGUGCUAUAAAUCACAAAGCUAUUUGCGAAUGCCCACCAGGCAUGAAAGGCAAUCCAACAGUAUCUUGUGUUUUAUUAGGAUGCAGAAGUAAUACAGAUUGUCCUACAAAUAAAGCGUGCAUUAACAAUCGUUGCGAAGAUCCUUGCACGUCUAAUCCAUGCACCGGUAAAACUGAAUGCAAUGUAUAUAAUCAUGUUGUCGAGUGUUCUUGUCCUCCAGGAUACAUUGCUGAUUCCAAAUCUGGAUGUGUCCAAGAAACUUGUAAAGCAGAUUACGAGUGUCCACCACAGACUGCAUGCUUCGAUGGAGAAUGUAUAAAUCCUUGCGUCAAAAUUGCACCUUGCGGCGUAAAUGCUAUUUGCAAAGUAUUAGACACCGAACCAGUCAGAACAAUGAUAUGCGAUACAAAAGAUAUUUGCCCAGUCGAAAAAGGCCAAAUUCCAGACGAAUAUGGUAAUUGCAUUUGUCUGCAACACAUGGCCAAAGAUCAACACGACGUUUGCGUACCGUGUCACGAAGAAACUGGAAUGAUCGUUAAUAAUCAAGGAUAUUGUACUUGUGCUUUAGAAAAAGGAUUUUUGAUAGACGAAUAUGGUCGUUGCAUAUGUCCAACUAAAGAUGGAUACAGAAUAACAGCUAAUGGAUAUUGCAAACUCAUUGGAAUAAUAGGAUGCAAGAUAGAUGACGAUUGUCCAGAUAAUAGAUACUGCGAUUUAACAACAAGAACUUGUGAAGAUCCUUGCUUAAAACUCAUGUGUAAUGUGAAUACAGUUUGCAAUGUAACCAGACAUCAAGCUCAUUGCCACGGCAAAGAGAAAGCACCCAAGACAGAUUUCCCAACACCGGACAUGGGUGUCAGUUGUUUAUCGGAUGGAGUUCAAGUUGAAAUAUAUUUGCAAGAUCACGAAUUUGACGGGGUUUUAUAUGUCAAAGGACGUAGCAAAGAUGAACAAUGUAGACGCGUUGUUUCAAUACCUGCUGAAACUAUACAUAAAACUGAUAUAAUAUUUAAAGUUGCGUUCGGUAAUUGCGGAUUGAUACAUGUUAAUGGACAAGCCAGUUUUAUACUCGUCGUUCAGAAACAUCCGAAAUUGGUAACAUACAAAGCACAGGCCUAUCACAUCAAAUGUAUUUAUCAAACUGGCGAACAAAAUGUUACACUUGGCUUUAAUGUUUCAAUGUUAACUACUGCUGGUACUAUUGCAAAUACUGGACCACCACCAACAUGUGUAAUGAAAAUAGUUACUCAAAAUGGAAACGAAAUUAAUUCUGCCGAAAUAGGGGAUAAUCUUAUGCUACAAGUUGAAGUUCAACCAUCAUCAAUUUAUGGAGGUUUCGCAAGAAAUUGUGUUGCCAAAACAAUGGAAGAUAAUUUGGAAAACGAAUACAUCGUAACAGAUGAAAAUGGAUGUGCAACAGAUCCAACAAUAUUCGGAGAAUGGGAACAAAAUCAUGAAACUCAGUCAUUGAUGGCUAGUUUUAAUGCAUUCAAGUUUCCCAGUAGCGAUAAUAUCAGAUUCCAAUGUAACAUAAGAGUCUGUUUUGGAAGAUGUCAACCUGUCAAUUGUCGUGGAUACAAUGCAUUUGGUCGUCGUCGUAGGGACGUCGAGGCAGAAUCAAACGAUACAGCACUAAGUGUUUCUGAUGGUUUCGAAGGGCAGCUACGCGAAGAGAUAACAAUCGAAUCUAACUUAAUAUUUACUUUAGAAAGAAGGGAAGAAAGAUUAACAGCAGAUCCGGCUGAAAUUGCUUCGGCUCAAAGGGUAGAAGACAUUUGUGUUUCCAUGGUUGGAUUUAUCAUAGCGUUAGUAAUAACAGCACUAUUAGCACUAGUUGCUGUAGCUAUUGCUGUUUCAUGCUGGUUAAUGGCAUAUAGACGUCAGCCAAAGACUGCUGGACCACUGCCACAUCCACCAGAGUUUCCAAAUCCUCUGUUCACUACCGAAUCUGUAGCUGAACCUUCUCCUGAUUAUCAUUUAUAAGAAGUUCUUCUUUCUCUUCCUAUUUCCUUUUAUCUAUUUCUCCUUAGUAUAAUUAUUUUAUAUAUAUAAUAUAAUUUUAUAAUCUUAUCGCGGAAUGCAUUUCAGACCACUCUUCCUAACUUGGUCAGUCUUGUAUUUCUAAAUGCAACUCCUCCAAUGACUACUUUUUAGCAUAUGCUCUCAAGGGUUUAUAUAAUCAGUGAUACUAUCCUUCUAAAAAAAAAAAAAAGAAAAUAACUUAACUAUUGCAAAAUAUCUAUUUUCUAUUUAAGGUGACGGGAUUGCUUUAUUAUCUUAUUCUCUUCUCCUUUCUCUCUCUCUCUAUCUUUCUCUCUUUCUAUGUGUAUACAUGAAAUUUAAUCCUAUUUUUCAUGAGCAUCGUCCUCUGUAUUAUUUUGUCUAGUCAGUGGAGGAUUUGUUUUAUACACGACACAUACACAUACACAAAAUCGCGAAUUUAUUUGCGUGUAAAGUCAAACAAAGUAGUUUAAUGUAGACUUGUUUUUUUUUAUUUUAUUAUUAUUAUUAU